Podarcis lilfordi (Lilford's wall lizard) is the source of this 52798-nucleotide messenger RNA. Lineage: Eukaryota; Metazoa; Chordata; Lepidosauria; Squamata; Lacertidae. The record is from the annotation of a GenBank genome assembly.
AGUACGUGUGUGUGUGUGCGCGCGCGCGCUCUCCCUGUUCCUCCCGCUCUCUCCCCCCCCCCCCGUUUGAUCGGUUAUGUCUCGGCCAGACCCUUCCGUGUGAGAAGAGCCAAACCUCCUCUCGCUAGGCUCUAUAAGGAACCCGGACGGCGGCGGUAGGGGGAGGGGGUUGCUACUUGGCCAGAGCGCGCAGCGAGCUCGCUGGAGCCGAGGAGGCGGUGAUGUGGCGGUGGAGAACUAAUUUUUUCGUACGCGGCGGCAGCAACGGCGGAAGGACCUAAGCGAGGAGUGGUGCCGUAGCUCCGAUUCUCUUUCUCUCUCGCUCUCUGAGUCUCUCCCCCCCCACCCGCUUCUUUCCCCCUCUCUCGCUGCCGUUCCCUCUUCUCCCUUCCCCCCUCCCUGCUUCCCUUCCCUCAUUCUCCUCCUCCUCCUCCACCCCCCUCCUCUCGGAAACUGCAGCCAUGAUGGCAGUUUGAAGCUCAGGCGGUUGGCGCUGGGGCUCGGGAGCCACAGCCCAACGGCCGGGGAACGGUCGGACGAACUGACGGCAGUGACGCUCGUGGAAGCCGGGCGCGCGGCGGAGACGGCAGCAGCAGCGGCGACGACGCCGACGCGGGAGCGGCGGUGUGAGGGAGGAGGGGGGGUGGCGCUCGCUCGCGGUGACAGAGAUCUGGCGCUGAGGCGACGAGGGAGCGCGCUCGCCCCGAUGGACUGAGGGAGAAGGAACUAUAACGUCGGCGGCAGCAGAGAAAAGGAAAAUGACACGGGGCAGCCUCCAGCCCCGCGCGCCCCUCAGGACCUGAGCUUGCUCUUUCCCUCUCCGCUUCCCUCCCUCCCUCCCUCCAGGCCCAGCCGCCUCCCCCUCCCUUUCCUUCCCCCCCUUUCCCCGCCUGCUGCCCCCCCCCCCACCGGAGGUGCGAGCCAAAGGAGCACCGAAACUUUCAAGCCGGCCGCCUUCCGCGGAAAAGCCUCAGCCUGCUCGCCUGCCCGCCCGCCCGCCCGGCCCCGGUUCACGCGGGGUGCGGUGCUCGGCGGGGGGCGCGGAGAGAAGGAAGCCAGCCGGGGGCCCAGAGCCCCUCCGCGGCCGCGGAGCUGCUGUCACCGUUUGUGCUGGAGCGCCGCCGUUCGAGCGAGAGGGAAAGGGAGCGCGGCGGCGGCGGCGGCGGUUCCUCUUUCUCGCCCAGCAGCAGCAGCGCUAAGGAGACUCGGGGCCCCAUUUCUCCUCCGCCGCCGCCGCGCUCAAGGUAUAGCCUGCCUGAGCUGAGGGGAGCCGCGCCAGUGGCGGGAGCUGCAGCAGCGGCAGGAGGACUUUCCUUGCAGCAGCAGCAGCAGCAGCCGCCGCCUUCUGGCCAGGGCCCUUGUGCCGCUGCGGGGCCUUCGCCUGAAUUGCCGCCGCAACCAGCAGCAGCGGGCCCUGUCCGCGGUGCCGCCGUCCUCGCAGCGCCCGAAGAAGGAGCAGCAGCAGCAGCAGCAGCAUCGCUUUCCAGUCGCCGCCGCGGCCGCCCUCUUCAUCACCGGCGGCGGGGAGAGGUGGGGGAACAGCCUCCUCCGCCGAGGCUCCGAGCCAUCUGCGCCCUGCAGCCGCCGCCGUGCCUAUCCGCGCUGUUCCUGAGCGGCUCCCGGCUCCCAGACAUGACCGCCAUCAUCAAAGAGAUCGUCAGCAGGAACAAAAGGCGAUACCAGGAGGAUGGCUUCGAUUUAGACCUGACCUGUAUCCCAAAUUUUGUGCAGGCCUAGCAUGGCUGGGCUGGGGACGCUUUUCAUUUUUUCUUCUUCCUUAGGGGAGGUGGAACCCAUAUGUCUUAAAUUCCCCCCACCCUCCCUGUAUUCCCCACCCCCACCCUCAAAGGGAGACCUGUGUCCCCCUGUCCCUCAUCGCUUUCUCUCUCCCCAUUAGGUAAUACUUUCUUUCAAAAAAGCUGCUGUGAUUCCCCCCUCGCCUCGCCUCCCCUCCCCCCUCGCUGAUUUGCAGCAGCUAGAAUCUGGCAGGCUCAGGCCUAGGCCUGGCACUAAAAGGCAGAGAUGAAAUUCAAGUGGAAAGCAGUAGUGCACAUACAGCUGUUGCAUCAGAAUUAUGCAGCGAUUAUCUAGCAUGUUUCUUUCAGUGUCUUUUGUAUAAUGUGAUACAUGGUGUAGUGCAAUCUAGGAUUGCAGCUUCGUCUGUUUAAGACUUUACCAGUUACAGUGACAAAGAUCUGGUUGGUUAGUUUGUAAUGCCUUUUGUCUUCUGGAAAAUGCUCCUUUUUGGAGUAUAGAAAAUGCACACUGAGUCAAUUUACAGUACUUAGUGUUGUUCCUUUUCUUGCCUGUAGAAUGAGUAGAUUGAGGGUUGUUCAUAAGUUGCAAUUUUUGUGUUUUAUCAUAGCUAGUAAAAUAAGACUCCUAAAUGAUAAUGCCACAUAGAUUAAUGCUUAUUUAUAUGUUUUAAAGUAUGAUUGCAAAGAGUAUUAGUGGUCAUUUGGAAUAAAAUUAUUGCGUGGCAUUAUUUAACAUGCAUUUAAUGUGGGGUGUUACGUCCUACUUAAAAGUACCUAAUAAGAUUCAAACUAUUACUGCAGUAACUAUUUUCUGUUAAAGUGUUGGUGUGGUUGAUGUACCCAUGGUUGAUGGCAGCAUCACUUUAAAUACAUAGGGAUGAGAAGACAAUUUUCUAUAACAGUCCUAAAAUAACUGCAUUGAUAAUAUGACCCCAAAGCAGUUAGAACUGGGAAGUUGGUUCUUAACAAAACUUUCAUCCAGUAGUUUAUGUUGCAUCUUCAAAUGCCUACAUUGUUUAACAUUGUGAAUUCUUUCACCUCCCCCAAUAGAAACAGCAUGUUAUAGGGAAGUGAUUCUGUGUUAAAUUGUAGCCUAGUAAAUUUGAGAAACAAUGAAAGUGGGAACACUUUUUCAGUACUGUAUACCAGUAUUAGGCUAAUAUCUCUUCAGAAGGAAUACUGAUGAGAUAGGUGGUUUUAUGGGGUGGGAGGCUGUUAAAUUUGUAAAGAUUUUGUAUUGAGAAGCUCUGUGGUCUUACUCUAGAUUUCUCUAAUUGGAAUCUCAAGUGUUCAGAACUGCUUACCAAAAGGUUUGUUACAUCUGCUUAACCCUUUGGUGGUUUUUCUAAUCUUUUGAAUGUUAGGUAUUCUUAAUUGGUGAAAGAUACAUAUUCUUAUAAUAAAAUACUCAUUUAAGCAACAAAACUUAAUUUUUUUUUAUUAGCUCAAAUUACAUUCCAUCUUUCAAUUAGUUUACCACAUUUGCAGUACUUGUGUAUGUUUCCUCAGAAGUACGGCUAUGUUCAGUGGGCUUACUGCCAGGUAAAUAUGUAUAGUAUAUUUGUGCUGCUGAUAUUGUAGCAAGCAAUUCACACUGCAUGAAAGUGAUAAUUAUAUCACUGAUCAUUUUAAAUAUAUGAAUAAUAGAGCUGCUUUUACAUGGUAAGAUUUUGGAUCAUAGAGCAAGAAAAUUCAAAUUAUCUUGCCACUGGUGUUUCUGCUAACAGCAUUAAAAAUAUUUAAAAAUGAAAACUAGUUAGUUCUUAUUCCAAUACAUAAUUGAAAGACAGCUCUUUUAACUCACAGUUGGACAGUGUGUGUGAAGUUGUAGCACGGAGAAUCCAAAGGUUAAAUAUUUGAUACUGGAACAGUAAAGUGUCACCAGUGUAUUGGAGAAUCCUCCAGCCAUUUAAUAAGUUGAAAUCUCUUCACACAUCACAAGGUUAAAAUGAAUCUCUUAGGCCAGGCACAGGCAGAAGUUAGAUCAGAAUCUACUGACAGAUAUUCUUGAUCUACUGCAAUAAUCCAAAGAUCUGAGUCUCAAAUUGUUUAACAAUAAGAACAACAAAGUGCCCCCCUCCCCAAAUAAGUUGCUGACAUAAGCAAACCUUUGGGUAACCAAGAAUAGAUUUUUGUAGGAAGUAACUGAACUCAUUUUUGGUUCUUUUGAUCAGUAGCUGCUCAGAGACAUCCUUUUCUUUAAUUCUAAGUGAAUGUCUUUUGUACCUGGCUCUAGUUGUUGGGUCUUGGAGUUAAGGUAAAAAAUAAGUAGAUUCUGCAAACCUGAGGUCUGCCCACCACUGUCUUAGGCUGCAAUAUUAGCAACAUUUCUUAGAGCUUGAGGUUGCAAACUUAUCCCUGGGAAUAAGCUUCGCUGAACACAGAUUGCUUCCAAGGAAAUAUGUAUAGUGUUAUGUUGCAUGUCCCAUUGAACUUAGGUGGGGUUAUUUCUGAGAAAACAUACCUAUGGCUGUGCUGUUAGACAAACAAAAAUAAUCCAAACCAUUUGUUAAGCCAAUAGAUUUUAAAUUAAAUCAAAUCAUAUAUAGAAAUAACCUAUUGGAAAGCAUAGAAAUAUUGCACAAGGAAUUUCUUAGUCAUAUAUACAAAAAGCAAUAAAUGAAAAUACCUAUUUCAGAAUUACUCCUCUGGAAUCAAUUACCUAAGGAUUGUAGUUGUGCUGUGGCAUGGGUAUUUCUUCCUCGGAUGUAGCCUGGAAAUAUUUCACUUCUUCCAUUUGUAGAAAAUUGUACUUCCUACUUAACUUGAUGAGACAAGUAAUUAUAUGUCCUGUUCGCUAAUACGAAAGACAGUGUACAUGAUCAAACAGAAGUUAGUUGCAGCUAAUUGCAAUCCUGUUCAUACUUGGUUGAGCUAGUUUAAACUUGGGGAGACUUUACUUUUGAGUAUACAUGCUUAGAAUUACAUAUUGUAAUUCCUCUUCCAUUGCUUUCAGUGGAAUGUAAUACCUAAUGUAAUGGGGCUUACUCCCAGGUAAGUGGGCUUGGGAGACUUCAGUCCUAAACUCACGUACCUGUGAAUAAGUCUCAUUGAAUUAAAUAGAGCUUACUUCAGAGUAGAUAUGAUUAAGGCAGUGCUGUAGUUUGGAUUUUGUAAAUUUAGUUACCUAACUUUAAUGAAAACAGAAUGGGACGUCUUGAUUUCUCAGACAUAACUUUGUAUAUUUUAAAUUCUGUCUCUGUAGUAUAUCUGUCUUUUCAUCCUCUCUUUUUAGGAGGAGCAUUGUUAUCAAAAUCUAAAUUGCUGUACACUUCAAAUACCCGAUAAACGGAGUAAUUGUGGAUAUAUUCAUGGAAGUAAGAUCUUCUGUGUUCAAUGCAGUUUACAUGUCCAUGUGUUUAGGACUGCAGCCUAAAAUAGGUAGAAUUUCUAAUCUGAAAGAUUGCAUGCUUUUUUAAAAUUAGCUGUUACUCUGUAUAUGAUUACAAUGUAAGUCAUAGUAUGUGAAUAAGAGUGGAUAUUUGAUCCUGAAAGAGGUAGUAGAGUUUACCUUAAUUUCCUUAAGAUUUACAUUUUAUUUGCAAAAGGUGUAAUUACUCUACUUUGCCAAUUUGAAAGUCAUUAAAAUAGAUAGUUAAUAGAUUCUCUUAUUGUGUGUACGUGUGAGAUCAUAUAGUUUUGGUACAUAGUGGUAAACUUAAAUACCUGAUUGAUUCUUGUUGUAGUUUCUUUGAGUUUUCCUCGGUUCUUUCAAGUGAUUUUGAAUGGCAUCCCCUUCAGCUGGAAAUACUUAACUUGUGUUUUAGAAAGUUGUAUAUAGAAUGUGCAGAUUUGUAAAGUUAUACAAGUUAAACAUGAAGUUAACAAUUAACAAGUGUUACUGUGUACACAGUUUAAGUCUCAACUUUUGGUCCUCUUUUCGUCAGUAAUAGUUGUAGUACAAGCAGUACCUAUAUGAUCUGUGUUUUAGUAGAAACUUUGAAAUGGUGAGUAACCUAUACAUUAAUUUGCACUGAAAAUGGCAUUGAAUUUUUCCUGAUUGUGACUUUGUGAGUGUGUAUAAGUUAGGCCGUUGCUCUGCCUAGAUUAAUACUGCUUGUUUGGACUGGCAGUGGCACCCCAUGACCUCAGGAAGGUGUUUCUCAGCCUUACUGUUGAAUACACCUUUUAUUUGGAGUUCUAGGUUUUGAACUUUGGGCCUUUAUGAAUGCAAAAUGUGCUAUAUUCUGAUGCUUGUGCAUCUGUCUUUAUAAACUUACUUCAAACUGCUUUUUAAAGUAUCUCCUCCCAUAUUGAGGAUAGAUUAAUCAGAGGCUUUAUCUUAUAUGUAGGAGAAACAAUGCAUUUUUACAGCAAUAUUUUAAAUCUCUUUAGAUUCUGAACUGUGUUACAAAUUAUACAUUUAAUAUCUGUAAUUUACAAGUCAAUCUGUGCACUCAUAAGCAUCUUCAGCAUCUGUCAAGUAGCAUGGAAAACACCACUUUCUGUCCUUCCUGGUGGGUAAAGGAGUACACUUCCCAUGUCCCACUGAAAAUAAUUUUUUGGCAUCUACAGUUUAUUUUCACUAAUUCUGACACAAAACCACUAUUUCAUAGUAAUGAUGCAUAUAAUGGAUACCUAUAAAUAUCAUGGUUUUCAGAUAUUGCAUAGAAAUGCUUUAAAGGUGAGUCUACCCCAGGAUUUCCCUAUACCCAUAUUCCUAAGAGUUUAGGAAUAAAAUAAACAUUUUAGUUUGCAAAUGUCCAGAUUAUGGUGUGCAGAAAGUAGAAUGGCUUACUCUGUCAGUAGUGUCCCUUGUUAACACAAGUGUUUCAAAGAUGGAAAAUUCGUAGAAAUUCAGGGUGUUAACUGCACAUUUUCAUUUGCUGUCUUGGGUCUCAAAUAAUGUUUUACUUGCUUUGAGGUGAGCCAAGUACCACACAAAGUAGAUGGUAAUCUGCAAUGGAGUGUACCUUGUCAGUUGGAUUAUAUAACACAAACACAUCAUCUCUAGUAAUAAUCUUUUUCAUACUUUUUUAAUUUAGUGAAUAUAAUGCAGGCUUCUGGGAGACUGUUUCUCUAUCUGGACUUCUUUCUGCUUCUGGGAAUGCUCAGUGGCUUACUGUAGUUUUUCAGAGAGAUGGAACUCCCUUGACUUUGUCUCUGUUUUUUCAGCGUAGGUUCAACAGGUAGUUACUCCCCCCCUCCAGUAGCAAAGCUUUCCAUUUGAAUUGACUGUUGGUCAUGCAGUCUUGAUAGGUGCUUUUUGAGUGGUUGAGUGGUUGAUUCUCAUGUUUUUUUAGCCUUUAGAGACAGAUCCUGCUUUUUGUCUUGGGAGUUUAGCUUCCCUCUGCAUCAUGAAUUGUAUGGGUAUAGCCGGUUGCAUCCUACCACAAAAGGCAAAAUCAAAAUGGCAACACUGCUGCUGUGCAGCGAUGAACUGCCUUUUGGCUAUAGUUGGCCAGCUGAUUCAAUAGGAUUUUGUUUAACUUCAAUAAGAUUGUUUAACUUUUGUAUUUGUGAAGAUCAUGAAAUAUUAUUCUUAGUAUGACAAUUUUAUCUUGCGUAAAGAGUUCAAAAUAUUAAGGCCAAUGAUGAAUGUAAAUCAACCUAUAAGUGUUGGUAUUGUGGAUUUAGGUUGGACCAGCCUAAAAUGUAAUUCCUGUGUAAAACGGAUCCAGAAAUAACCUGCCUUUUUAUUGGACUGGCUAAAUUGAAUGCAUGUUUCUGUCAAUACUUGGCUAUACUUUAGCAGUAUAGAGUAGUAUAUAAUCUGAGAUAGAUUAGGCUGAGAGAAAGACUUGCCCAAGGUCACCUAGUGACUUUUUUGAGUAAGAGAUCUGAAGCUAUGUCUUCUCUCCUAUAAGUCAAAUAUCCUUGCCACUAACUAUACCACAAUGACUUUUGUGAUUGUAGUAUGUCUUUUCUGACAGAUAGGGUGCUAUACAAUCUGUUCCAGAAUGAAAGGCAGGGUUUGAAUGGAAGCAGUGUUUGGAAGACCUUUACACUUUUGAUGCUUAUUUCCAUGUAUGCACUUGCACUUUCUUAUGACAGGCACUUAAAAUAGAAGACACAAGAUUGCAGCAUGGAGUGCUCCCAUUCAGGGUGUCAGCCAACCACCAUACUUUUUCUAGCCUACCGCUAGGAUUUGUAUCCCCCCCCCCCCCGCAACAGUCAGUCUGCACUCUAUAGCUGCUGAGCAUGCUCAGUCGUUGUCCUGAUUUUUGAGUACCCCCACCUUAGGGAUUUCCUAAUUUGCUUUUACUUCUACAUAACUUGGUCCCGUCCCCCCCCAAGCCUGUUGAUGCAUCUCUCUGGAGUUUGUAUGAUCCUGUUUUUGCUAUGUAAGGAUAUUCACUUUGAGAACUGGAUUCAUUCUGUGUUUGUUUGUGCGCACAGAGAUAGACGCAUACAUAUAUGUCUUAAAACAAAAUGCUUCAGAUUGUAGAUUUUUAGCUGCUCCAUUUGUAAGAUAUAUCUAACUUAAAAUACAGUGUUUCUCUCUCUCUCUCUCUCUCUCUGUGUGUGUGUGUGUAUUAAGCAAGUAUGUGAUGUACAUGAACAAUAUUGGUUCUGUAGAUGAAGUUUCAUCCAGAAGGGGUACACUGGUAAAGGCAUUAGUUUUGUGGUGCCAAAGAAAAUGGGGUGGGGAAGAAGAGUUCUGAAUAGCAGAACCUUCCCAUUUCUCCAGUGGUUGGGCAAACAAGGCUAAAUAAUGUUUCUAAUCUGUACACUUCCUCUCAGAAAGGAUGCGUCGGUUUCAUAAAGUUCGACACUAUGUACAAUGUGCGUUUACUCUUGGCAGCAAAGAAACCAGAAAUAAUUCUAUUGUAAAUCUGAUAUUUAUCUGCAUUUCCCACUAGUUCCUGAAAACUGCUGAAUGCCUUUCCUAUGGGCUUUGUGCUUAGCAACACUGGUCAGUGCAAAUUAAGCACAGUUUCUUUUAAUAUUAUGUGACUUGGCCCCCACUAACACGGUUCUUGCAGAAGAAUGUCAUGUAGUCUUCUAACUGUAAGCUAACAUAGCUUACAGAAGCAUUGUGUCCCUCGGUAUUCCUGCAGUGUAUGGGUCCUUUGCUCACAUCUUUUGUUGUAUAUUGUUACUAAUACCUAAAAAGCAGUGGGGUUAAAUAUUUUAAAAAGGUACGGUAGUUUCAGUGCUAUUUGAACAAAAUUGUUUAGUUUGUCAGCAGCUGCACUUUGGAACUCCCUGCCUAUUGAGAUAAAGCAGGCACCUUCACCAUACUCUUUGGCACCUGCUAAUAGCAUUCCUGUUUAGACAAGGCUACUAAAAUGCUUAGAAAGUUGAGAUAAUUUUAAUCUGUUUUAUUACUUUAACUUUUGUAGGUUUUAAUGUAGGGUUGUAAUUUUUUUCUUGAUUUUACAGUUUGUUUUCUGUAAAGCACUUUGAGAUUUUUUAUAAUCAUACGUGUAUAAAUUUUUAUGGAAUGAAUAAGUAAGUAAAAUAAAUAAAUUGAUUCCUUUGGUGCAAUGAAUACAGUCAUCCCAUGCCAUAUAUUGGUAUGUGAAAGCUGUUACUCAUUUUUUAUGCUUCUAAUCCUCCUGGAUUUUUAUGAAUUUAGUAAUGUUCAUAUGACCCAAUAUAACAAGUUUCACGUAAAAUGGGAAUUUUAUUCUUCUGCCAUAGAAAAACCAUUAUGGGGGCCCCUGCUCCCUAGACAGGCUUUUUUGAUGGGUAGAUGCAGAAUAUGCAUGAAAUGUUUUUUCUGCUAUGAAAUAAAUUAAGUCGGGUCAUAAAUGUUCUGAAAGUUGUGCCAGAUGUUCAUUGGGAAAAGAGCAGUGUUAUAGUUUAAGACCAUAUAUUUGACAUCCUCAGUGGAUUGUAUUUUUUUGGAUUAAAAAAAAUGCUUCUGUACCUAUCUCAAGAACAAUAAUGAUAGAAUACAGUAAUAUUUUAAUGCAGAAAAGUUUCCUUGUGAUAGUGCAUACUUUUAGGGAAAGUAGUGAUGACUCUGAAAAAAAUAUGCAAAAGGAAUAAUGAGUUAUAAAAUAGUUCUGGUGUGGCUUAAAAAGUGUAUUUUUCCUGGCAGGCAUUUUUUUCUUCUUUUUGCAUGUGUGUGUUAUGCACAUAUAUAUGAGUUAUCAGUGGUUAAUAACAUCAUACUGCUGCUUUGGUAAAUAUUCUAAUGAUACAGUUCAGUAGCUUUAAGAAGACUUGAUUGAAAAUUCAGAGAAAUGCCAUUUUUGCAGUAAGAAUCCAUUACUAUUUUGCUGUUUGUUUUAACAGGCCAUUUGUGUGUUCCCCAACUAAAUGAUAAUGAGUCCUUAGUCUCUAGCAAAUUUAAAAUCCUUACAUUGAUAGGGCGACAGUAGAAUAAAAACACCUACAAGGGUGUUUUAUUAUGUCUUAUUCACAUGAUGUAUGCAUAGAACUUUCCAACUGAGUGAUUUUCAAAACAAGUAAUGCCCAGAACUUUUUCCUCCCAGAAGUUGGUGUUUACAUGCAUGCACUAAUGUUCUGGAAUUUGAUCUUUAAGGUUUUUAAGAAUUUAGAUUGAAAUCUAUACAUGCACACUUGGGUAUAAAUAUCAAUGAACUCAGUGAGGUUUACUGCCAAGUAAGUCUGCCAUAAGAUGUAUUAGUUCAGUUAGAAAGUGGUGGUUCCUAACUAGUGCUGUCAUUUUAAAUUUGAAUAUAAUGUAGGAGGGCCCAUGCUCUCCUACUUGCCUUUAUCUCUUUACUUGGAAAAUAUUGCCAUCAGAGUAAACUAAUAAAGACUAGUUGCUGGGGGAUGAUGAACAGUAGGGGAUGGCUGUUACCAGCAUGACCUGGUAGUAUGCUUUCUGGAUGUAUCUGACUAGGCAGUGUUAGAAGCAGGAUGCUAAACUAGAUUGAUCUUUGUUCUCAUCCAGCAAAGCUGCUCUUAUUAUAUUAUCAAUCUUUUGCAGUUUAUCUACAUUGUUGUUGACUUCUGUUGCCUAGAAUUGAACACAAAUGAGAUCUUCAUCAGUGCUGAAUAGAAUGCUAUGGUUAUUCAUUUGUAUUUUAAAGACAGUAUUGCUCUUAAUGUGGUCUAUAAUGGCAUUGCUAUUUUGUUCCACUGCAUCACAUUGACUCAUUCAGUUUAUUCCCUAUAAACUGAAGUUUUUAGAAGUGCAGCUGUUCACCCAGUUAAAUUUUUUCUCCCUCGUCUCCCCUGCCCACAGUAUUGUAUGUGUUUCUGUACAGUUCUUUGUUUUUAAAAAUACAACUUUUUUGUUUUUAUCAUAUUGCUGUUCACAUUUUUCAUAGAUACAUCUAACAUUUUAGUGUUUGCAAUCCCUUUAUUUUGGAUCCAACAUGGUGUAUGGUCAUCUUCUGCUGUGUUGAUUAAGAAAUUGAAGAGAGAACUACCAGCACGGCUGGAAAUCUCUUUACAAUUUGAUAUUGAUCUAUUUUAUUUCUUUGUGCAGUUUUUCAACAAAUUAUAUCCCUCUUGCAAUAGUUUGUUGUUUGUUUGCUACCCUCCCAAAUAACUUUUCUGGUGUGGUUGUCAUGAAGACGGAGAUCAGAAGCCUCGGCAUAGCUAAGAUAUAUCAGUGGGUUAUUCUCUACCUAAUCCAGUCUGGCUUCUUAAAAAAGCAACUUCGUUUGGGUCAGUACAAUUUAUAACCAUUGAAUGCUAGUCACUCAUAUUCUUCUCUGUGCUUCAGUAUGUGCUCCAAUUUUAAAAUGCAGAAGCCAGAAUAAUUUUUCUGCUUUCCUUUUAAAAUAAAAAAGAUGCACUUUACUUUUGCUCUGUAGCCUUUUGGGACCAUGCCAUUUUCCAUGAGUUCACACACAUAAUUACUAGUGGUUCUGAGAGACCAGCGUAACUCCCAUGGGAUCCUUGGGUGAAUGUCAUCAGGACCUGCUGACUUGAAUAUGCUUACAUUCUCCAAUAUUUCUUUGAUUUCCUCUUUGGUUAUUUAUAUACCAUUUGAUGGUAAAAUAACCCCCUCAAAGCAGGGUGCAAAAAAUAAAACAAUAAAAUUGAGAAAAAUUCAUAAUCAUACAUAGAAAAUUUAAAAUACUAAAAUAAAUCAAAAAUUACCUCAACUGUCUAAGUAUCUCAGUAGGCUUGUCCAGCCAAGAGUGUUUUUAGCAGGUGACAAAAAGAGUAUGGUGAAGAGUUAUUUAUUUAUUUCAUAUAUAUCUAUAUAUAUAGAUAUAGAUAUAUAUACUGCUUGAUUGUUGAAAAAAACUUCAAAGCAGUUUACAAAAAAGAUAAAACAAUGACAUUAUUAGUAAAAAUUAUUAUCAUAAUUUAAAACAUACAAAAAGUUAAAAGCACAAUAGAACAGACUAAAACAAAUUAAAACUCAUGAUCUGUGACCUUUCCUCUCCCUUGGUCCCCCUCCCCAUUGUGAAAUACCCUAUGAUUUAUUAUUUUUUAUAAAUAGCUUUCCUUACAUAAUUAAGUCACAUUGCACUGCAUACCUUUUGCUUAAUUCAUAUGACUUGGUACUUGGUUCUUUUGAAGCAUUCCUUGGUACUUGGUUCUUUUGAAUCAUUCCUAGGCAUUUGAGCAAUGCUUUCUAGAAAUUUGCUGCUGCUAGAUGAGUUCUUUAGUAAUUUGCAUUCUACUAGAGAAGAAACAAUAUGGGGGAAACUAGGCUUUUGAUUUUAUCAAACCAUGAGAUACUAAGGAGGCAGGUUUUUGAAUUAAUGGCUGUACAGAGAUGGCUGGUCUCCUUCAACAAGAUACCUUUGAGGGGGGAAAGCUGUUCCUUGGCCUGCUCCUAGAUCAGCAUUUUCAGAGGUUAAGUGCACACUGAUAAUAAAUCCUUUGGUGUCUUUUUCUGAAGAAUUCUAGGAAGAAAAUAGCAUUGAAUUCAAUGGGAACUAUUCUGAAAUAGGUGUGGAUAGGACACAAGUUUGUGUUUUCUGCAGGCCCUGUGCUGUACUGUGUAGCUUCAGCAUAAGAGUAUUGGUUUUGUAUGUUUUACUUGGGACACCUCCAGCCAGAACGUAACUAUAUCUUGCUGUCAACUGCAGAGAGGUGGAGUAAGAUCUCUCCUAAAAUGCCAGGUAUUUAAAAGUAUGCAAUGGCUGAGGCCUUUUACAAAGAGGUUUUUGCAGGGUUGAUAAGUGCUGGAGAAAGAAAUAGGGCAUGUGACUAAGGGUGUGCACAUAUGAUUUCUUCCUGGAGAUUAAUACUUGCAUAUUUAAGCUGGUCAGUCAGAACUUGUUGUUCCUGAAAGAUGAGUUUAUGUUUUCUGAUGUCAUGUUCCCCUCCUGCUCUGUUCAUUGCUCUCCCAUUCCAUCACUUUGUACUAAAAUGUUAGCAAAGAGGAAUGCUGGACAUCAGGUAGAAUAGCAAAACCAAAUUCACUGCCAAUAGCUAAUAAGCCAUAAGUCUUCAACUAUAGCUUGCUUCCACUUCUAAAACAAGCUUUUAACCUCUUUGCAUUAUAGCUGUACAGCAUAAAAAAAAUGUUAAGGCACACUGGCGUUAUGCAGUGACAAUUAUUUUUUCUUACUCUUCCAGGAGUGCUGAUAAAUUAUUUAUUUAUUACCUUAAACCUCCUAAAAUUGAUAGUAGUUUAUUUGUAAAUUGGAGAUCAGUCCACAUCUAUAGGCUAUAUAAAUCAGUGCUUCUCAAGCUGUCUGAUGUGGUGGACCUGUAAACUCUCCCCAUUCAAAUAAGCCAGUGACCAGUCCCUGAAGUGUCCCACCCAAACUGGGCUGUGGUAGAGUCAUCAGGGACCAGUAGCUGAUGGCUUGCAAAUCGACACCAGUCUGCAGUCCACCACAUUGAGUAGGGCAUGCAUAAAUGAUAUAUAAUAUUUGGCAGUUGCUGAUGUUUAGAGUCUAGGCUUGGGGUUUCCAAACUAUGGACCACCAAUGGUCUGUGAUCUUCAUUCAGGUGGUCUGGUAUGUCCACCAUUAAAUAUUCAUACUGAUUUUUAAUUGCAUUUUUAUUGCUUCUUUUAAAAGAAACAAAAAAAAUAGCAAUAAAAAUUAUACAGUAUAUCUCAUACACUCUCUACAACAGGCAGAAAAACCAUUAAACUGUCCACCAAGACCAUCAGCUGUUUUCUAGUGUUCUUAGGGCGAGGGAGGUUGAGAACCACUGGUUUAGACUUCUUAUUGCAAAGGUAAGUCUUUGGUAGAAAAGUACAAUAGGUUGGAGUGAUUCUUGGAAACCAUCUACAUUUUAGCUUCUUUUUUUUGGUCCUUCCAUUUUAUACACAGCCCCACCUGGGGAAGAACAGCUGGGCAGCUCUUAUGACUGAAAAAACUGAAAAAACCUCCUUCCUGCCCUUGUAUAGAAUUCCUCCUUCUAUACCCCCCACCCCCGGAAAUCAGCAGUGACUAGAUUUCUCGGACACUGGUUUGCUGCCAUGAUGUCUGGUUUGCUCCUUAGUCUAUGUAAACAUCUUAAGCAGCUUUGCAAAUAAUUACACAGGGAAUGUUUGCCCGCGCUAACUAACCCUGUAUACUUUGUGCUGCUGCUCCUUCAUCCUUCCCCAUCCUGCCUCUACUAUUGUACCCCUACUGUAAACAUGCUAUCUUCCUGUUGCUGCGACACUUCACCAUGAGCUUAAAAGUCAGGUUAAUUGAUAACUGGACUUCAGUAUCAAAUCUACAUGGUUAGGAUAUCUGGAUUCGUAAGUCUUUAACACUUGUGGUUGAAAUAGAUGGGUGAUAGAAUGUUGAGGUAGAACUGACAGGUAAUAGAGCACUGUGUUGCAGUUUUUCCUAACUAGGUGAAACAGUAUAGAACUGUGGUUGUUGGUAUGUUUGCAUGCCUGUGUUCUCUAUUGCGGGCUUUUAUAUUAGUUGGCCCUUAAAUAUGAAAAAGGUAGAGAAGUGCAGCAAUUAACUUUGGCACCUGACUCCUAAAAUAGCUUUUCAGGAAUAGCAGCAAUAGUGGAUGGGUACAGUGAGUAAGUAUGAUGCAAGCUAAGACUGGGGACAGUGACUGGUUAUCCCUCGCAAGUUGCAGACUGGAUGGCUAGAUAAAGUUUCUUUUGACUGUAGCCUUUGCUUAUCUGUGCUUCCUUGUUAAUGCAAUUUAGUAAAAUUGUUUCACUGGUCUUUCUCCUCAUACCCACGGGUAUUUGCAGUUGUCUCUCGUGGUCAUAACUGCACUUUAGGUGUACCUAUAGAUAUAAUAUUUUUGAGUUCUAGUCUUCAGAAGUGUUUGUGCUACUCUUUUAUGCAUAUACUCAUUGGAAACUACAAUGCUACUGUUAAUCUUUCCUCCCACAGUUUUUUGGAAAGCUUGAUAAGUAGAAAUUGGAAUAAUCUCUAGGAGUGUAAUUUACGGUAAUAGAUUUCACUGCUGAAUAUCAUUGUGCAGAGGUGGUGAACACAAGGCAUAGUGGGUUAUGCUGCCCUCUUGUGCUCAAAGUCAGGAAACACAUACCUUUGUCCAUUAAUAGCUCCCUUCCUCCUCUUGACCAGUCUGUUUCCUGUCUUGACCAGGAGCAGAGGUGUGUGUGUACUCCUCAGUUGCCUACUCCUCAGACUUGUGGUUAGUGUUUUAAAUACAUUUUGUCGGUGUGUGUGUGUGUGUGGUUGGUCUUUGUCUGAUCUGUGUUUUGUAUUGCUUGCCAGAAGUCCCCCCUCCAGGUUUUACCUUACUGGUGUUUUCCGACAACAUCAUUUUUCUUCAGCUUUUAUUAUCUGACUUUCACCAUCAGGUCCGAAGGGUGGGUUACAACAGUUUAAAAUUCAACAUUAAAACAGUUAAAACAAAUGACACCUUUGAUAGUACUUAGUUCUUGGUAGAAUUUGAGUGACUUGGCUGAGGGUUUACACAGGAUGGUAGAUGCAAGCUGAAAUACUAUGUAUAUAUGGACAGUACAGUAAUAAAGUAAGUAUACUUUAAAUGUAAGUUAAAUUGGCUUUAAUCGUUUCUUUGACAGAUAGUCUUCUGGAUAGUUUUUGAAGAUGUCAGUACUUUAGAAUCAAAGACAAAUAGAUGAGUCUUUCUAUAUUGUAUAAUUAAAGCAAAAAUAAGGUUUCUGGGUCUUAUACUGCUCCUUUGUGUCCAUUUAAAUAGCAGUUUAAGAUUAAGAUUACUAGCACUGUGCAAGUUCUUAUUGCAUGACAAUAUUCUGCUAUUGCCUGGAGGUUUGAUAAGAUACUACUUUCUUUCACUGACUUUAAAGUGGGGUUUUGUUUCUUUUGCCCAUUAGUGGUUCUCUUCCUCCUCUGAUUGCAGGAUGCUGAGCAGAUAUAUCUAUUCCAGUAUUCUGGUUGUAGUUCAGGUACUGAGCCAGAAAUGUUUUGGAGUAUUUAUUCCAUUUUCUUUGUUUAAGUAUGUAAACACAUGUGAAGCCUCAAGAUAAUAAUAGAGGCUGUCAAGGAAGGGAACUCCCCACCGUUCGUGGAUUCCAUGAAGUGUGUUGUCUUUUCCGCCAAUGCCAGAAGCUCCACAAGGAACUCUGAUAGGCUUCUGAAGACAAUUGCGCUAGAACAUUACUUUCAUUCAAGUGCUCAACUUUCAGAAUUUCUUCCAGUGCUGAUUGCUUAUCUGACUCAAGACUUCAUCUGUGCACUUUCACUUCUAGUUGCCUUAACAGUGCAGUUGGCUUAUACUUUCAGUAGAAUUCUGAAGUUUUCAGGUGACCCUGCAGUGCAGUGCUUAAUGGGUUCUUCAGCAAGUAGUCAAAUAUCUGUCAGGUUCCAUGCCUCUUUAUCAGGGAGAGCUUAGUGCUGAUUGCAAAGGAGUGAAUCCUAUACAGGUGACUCAACUUACACGGGGGUUACAUUCCAGGGAUAGUGCAUAAAGCCAAAAUCUCAUAUAGUCAAAACACAUUUUGGGUUCAGUGGUGGGUGGGAUUGCCAAAGUAAUAUUUUCCUGGACACCUGCCCUCUUUCUGCCUCCUUUUCAAUUUUCUAAAAAUAAAGAAUUGCCUACUGUGUAAAGCUGAAUGCGUGCAAGUUAAAUGCACAUAAGUUGUGAAUUACCUGUAUAGUUAAGAAAACUUAACACUCUCUAGGCAGGCACCAUUCUAGACCACUGCUCUGCACUCACCAUAGCCAUCAGGUCACCUUUUCACUUUUCCACCAAUGCCACUAUUGAGAAGAACAUGUCUCAAGGUAUGCUUCUGCAUUCCAGUCUGCCUUGGCUGAAUGUCUCUGCCUGGAAGUUGAAUAGAAGGCUCCUAAAGGCCACCCACCUAAAGUGGUAGGUACCGUUCUGUCAUCCAGGUAUCCUUCCAUGCUCUGCAUUUAUCAUUCUGCAUGAUCAGUCUUCCUAGACAGUGUAAAGAAGGUUAACUGCAUUUAAAGAAUCCUGGGAUCACUGCAGCAUCUUCAUACUACCUUGUCAGCAUUGCAGAAGUUGCCAUCUGAGUUGUUAAAAUCUGUGUCUUUGUUGUUUCUCAGAUUGGUUUUUUUUUAAGCCCUAGUUGUCAUCACUUCAGUCUGUCAUGGUGGUUGUUCUUUGCACAAAUUUGUCAUUCAUCUCAUAAACAUGCUUCCAUUUUCAGCAGGAGCAGGAGCUCUUCCUUACAACCUGUUGCUUUCCAGCCUUGGAAAGGGCAUGGUAUUGUCUGGAUGUGUGAAGAGCUUUGAGGUUUGCUUUGGGAACCAAACAGUUUAGGCAGUCUCAGGCUUUCUUUAACUUUUUUCAGCCAAAGUGGCAGGGGGAGCGUCCACCAGAGCAAGGUGAAUAAAAGGCUAUAUUUUCCUUGCUUUCAUAUUCUCUGACAUAGCCUUUCCCACCAUUGAGUCCCCCAGAUGUUGUUGGACUAUGACUCCCAUCAGCUUCAUUCAGCAUGGCUCAGUGGUCAGGGAUGAUGGGAAUUGUAGUCUCAACAACCUAUGGGGACAUAGGGUUGGGAAAGGUUACUCUAAAUUAGCUGUUCCAUCUAACAUUAUGGCUUACUCUGCAGAUUGGUGGUAGUAUCUGCAGUUUUUGCAAAUAAUACCCUACACAAAGUUUGUUGAAUCUCCACAUGGUCACAUCCUAACCUUCUGAGAAUGUUUGGCAGUCUCUUGAUGUGUGCAAUACUUUUUGAUAUUAAUUUAUUGUUCCUAACCCUUCAGACAAUCUGAUUUCUUGUUUGUUUCGUUUCACUCAGCUUCUCUGAAGAGAAAGUUGUUUAGCUGUACCCUGUCUCUCCUGCUUCUAGAGUUUAAGAUGUAUCAGCUCUCAGUAGCAAAACAUUCAGGCAGGGUGGUUCUAAGGACAUGCCUAAAAUAAAUUCAAUUUUGCAGCAACAAGAAGAAUUGAUAUUGCCAAAGUUUUAUCCCACUUCUCCUGAGUAGGCUUGGCAUUCUUUAGAUGUGUGAAGAGCUAUUAGAGCAUACGUUAAUAGAACAAACUACUAAGGCAAACAAACUCUUUCCACCCUAACACCUUGGGAUAGAAAGUAAGAAGCUACACCUUAGUUAGGUGGAUUAAAGUGUGCAUCACAUUAGCUUAUGAAUCACUGAAGUUAUUUGUGCCAGAACAUCUCAGCAUAUUCAACCAUGACAACUUCAGCAGCUUUUUUCAGCGAAUGCGCCUUUUUGCAAGGUAUGCAGAGUGGCUAUGCAGGCUACACCAACAGCAUUCAUUAGGCAUUACAAAAUUGAUAAAUGUUCUUCAGCAAAGGCAGCUUUGGGGAGGAAGUCCUCCAGCAGGUUAUUUAAUAGGCAACUGUCGCAUGGUUCCCACUGAGAGGUUUUUAGCUUUAGUGCAUCUCACCAUACCAUAUAUUAGCACCUCUAGAGAAGGAACCCUUGCUCUCACUUGAAAGGGGGUUCUCAGAGGCAUUGAACACAUGGUAAGUCCUUGAAUUUCGGGGAUGACUGGCAGGCUGUAUAAAUGCUUAAUUCUGUGAACUGCCCUGAGAUCUUAUAAUGAAGCGUGUUAUAUAAAUUGAAUGAAUGAAUGUAGGGAGGAUUGUUCUGCUUUCACAGUUGGAGGCAAUAUGCUUCUGAAUACUAGUUGCUGGAACCUACAAAAGGGGAGAAUACGCUUGUGUUCAGGUCCAGCACAGGUUCUGGUUUCCCCCCAGCAACUGAUUGGCUACUGUAAGAACAGGAUGCUGGAUUAGAUGGGCCAUUGGCCUGAUUCAGCAGACUCUUCUUAUGUUCUUAGGUUUUCUCCUGUGCUGCAUUGCUUUGGUGAUUUGUUCUGUAUAUGAGUAAUAAAAGAGACUGGUCAAGAGAUGGAGGAGCAAGGAACAGAGAAAGGUCUGUGUUUUGUGUCUUUGGGCAAAAAUGGGUAGCAUAGCUCACCAUGCCAUCUGAGAAACGUAUUUCAGGCAAGAAAAGUGGUUCCUUUCCUUUGAGUAGGCUUAAGUGCUUAUGCAAAGGUAAUUUGAUAGAGUACAGUAUAUCAGGCUAAAUAUAUGAUACUUUGCUUCUUUAUUACAGUACUUACUGACAAUCUAAUGUUAACGUGAGGCUUCUAUUUGUUUGCUGAAUUUAUGCUAUUUCAAUUCCUGGAUGAGAUGGCUAUAAAAAGAUCCAGCUUGAGAACCUAUAGAAAAUUAUCUGUAGUUUUACUUAAGAGGAAUGUAGGCUGUGUGUAGCCUGUGAUGGUUGAAAUUAUGCAAAUGAGCCGGACUGGACUCUUGGCCUCAUGUGCUUUCUCCACCCUCGCUUUAUUUUUUAAUAUAUAUGUAUAUACUAAAAUAAAAUUCUCAACGUGGUUAAGUGUUGUAAAAAAACAACAACAACUUAAAAAUUGGAUCUUCUUUCCUAGAUAGUAGGGCAAAGGAAGACCAUAUAUUUGCUGGUUUGGAUUAAAUGGAACAUCAUGGCUACCUUACAUCAGGAGGGCAGAGAGGGAUCUCCCCUGUCAGCAAGGCUAAGGCCCAGGCAUGUUAAUGUCAGAACGUAGCUUACCAUUAUUUUUGAACUAUACCUGUACUUAGAUCAUGUAAAUUGCUUCGGUGGAAUUAAGAUUUCACUUUCUUUUAUGUAAGUUCCCAAUGAAGUGCAGAAAUCAGCGAAAGACUGAUUUAAAAUCAUAUUAUGUAUAAUCUGGUGAAAAGUGUAGAAUAGAAGAACUUACUCUCUUUCUGGAUGUCUUGCAAAUUACUCCAACACAAAAGUUACUAGUGUACAAGAUAGUGUACAGGUUGUUUUUUUUAAAGAUAAAAUCAGAUAAUUCUGCAUUUACCUUGAAAUGAAUCUCAUUUCUAUCAAGCAUACGAUAUGAAAUUCUGUGUAGAAGAUUUUUUUUUUAAAAAAAUUACUUCUGAGGACAAGGUGUUUGUGUAUUUGUUUAUUUACAUAACACAGUUUGUGUGUGUCUAUAUGAAUUACUGUUGCAAAUUUUAAAAAAUUAGCAUGAUCAACCAAACAACAUGGAUGCUUACUACUUGGAUAAGUGCUAUUUUGGUUUGUAAUUACCUGUUUUGUUUACUUGCAGGUGCAAGUGAAGGUUUUUGCUUUUGUUUGGUUAGACUUGACUAUGAUAUUGGGAAACAAGCCAACUUCAAAAUAUGGUUCACGAUCCUGGCUUUGUUUCCUACCAUGUAUAAUAAUCACAAUUCUCUGAUUGGGUGAAAUGAGUUGCUGUCAUCAGUUUAAAAUGAGUGGCAUGCAUGGAAAAGUUUUUUUGUUUUGUUACAUUUAUAUCCUGCCUUUACACCAAUGAGCUCAAGGUGUCCUACACAGGUCUCUCCCUUUCCAUUUUAUCUUUGCAACAGCCCUAUGCUGUGGGUUAGGCUGUGAGGUAGGUGAGACCAUAACUGGCCCAAGGUAAUCCAGUGAGCAUCAUGGCUCAGUGGAUAUAUUAUACAGAAGGUUCUGGAGGUAACAGCUGGUAUCUGUUGAGCAGGUGCAUUUUGCUGCAGAUGAUGGAAGGGCAAGUGUCAGUCUAGUUUGGUAGUUAUGAACAAUUAUUUAUAACAAUGAGAGUUUAACAAAUUGUAAAACUUGGAGUACAUAAAAUAGUGUGAGCUGGAUUUGAGUGCAUUAUUCUGGUGAGAGACAGGAUGAUGGCUUUUGGAGUAGAGACUAGAUCUUAACAAAUCAGAACAUUUUCUUUUUCCUAUGUUUAUAUUCAGAUUUAUAUGUAACUUCACACAGAGCUGAAGGACAGCUUUCAAGCUCCCAGGACUUGCAUUCUGCUCCCCUGUGUUGUGUGUGAGAGGCUUGGAGCCAUAUGAUGCUGUGGUACAGGAACAGGAGAUGUUCUAUAUCUCUUGGCAGCAUAUGCAGCUACCCAGUCUCUGAAUACUCAGAGCUUGCCGAAGUAGCCCAAAUGGACAGACUGCUUCUGUUUGUACUCCACAGAUGGUCUGACUGGAGCAAGCUUGCAACUUGGGAGGUUCUGGUGAAGGGAAGGAAGCGCCCUGGAUGUGGAGAUUCUGUACCUCUUCAGUAAUCUGAUCCUUGCAAGGCUGUGUCUUGGCAGCUAGGAAACACUAGAGAGCAACUAAGUCAAACUUAGUGGUCAACUAUGCAUAAAUCACUAGAUCCAUGGUGGCUGUUUUGAUGAUAGGGGAUGCACGGGUAUGAAACAGUUUCUUGACCCUCAAGCUGAAAGGUAGACUGAAUAAAAUUGUGAGUUAUAUGACAUAUAAUACUGUUGUUACACUGCUUGAUCUUUCAAAAUGGUAGAUAUUAAUUUCACUCUAUUGAAAACAAGAACAUUCUGCUUCCAAGUAAUUGUUAAGAUUACAUGUGAGCAAUCCAAGGCCCUCAAAGACCUUCCCUAUGGGUUGGCAAACCACUGCCUGUUGCCCCUCUGUACUCCCAGCCCUGUUCUUCUUAGCCUGCCAAACAGUUGUUUCCCUAAUGGUGGAAUACUAGAACCUUUUUCUCUAUAGAAAGUGUCUGAAAUGGUUGCUUAAAUCCAGUCUCUAUAGUUACUUGCUUGAAAUAUUUAACACUUUAUGUACUAUUUCACAAUGUUACUCUGUAAAUAUUUCUCUUAACUUGACUAUUCAGAUAUUUAUCCAAAUAUAAUUGCAAUGGGUUUUCCUGCAGAAAGACUUGAAGGAGUAUACAGAAACAAUAUUGAUGACGUUGUGAGGUAAGAAUUUGUGUCUGUACAUCUUAAUGUCAUCUGGGAGUAAAUGUAUAAAUAUGAGAUUUCUUGGGGACAAAAUGUUACAAAAUGUCUAUGUUCCCUUCCACAGGGUUCCCCAUUUCUGAGAUUAUCACAUAUUUUAUUCAAAUGAGAACUAAAACAAUGUUUUAGUAUCUUUUACAAUGCAGUGUGUUUUUCUCUGCCAAAUCUGAAACAAAAGCAAAUAUUAAGAUUUGAAAUUUUAAGGUAAUUAACUAAAGUAUUACUUUUUUACAUGACAAUAUAUCAGCAUUAUGUUUAAUCUAGCUAGUGCAUUCAUCGUUACUAUUUUUAUUUUUGUAUAAUUCUGCAGUUUGGUGUCAGUUCAGCAAAUCUAGUACCUCUGAAUUCAUCUAUGCACUUAAUAGCCAUAUUGGGUAAGGCAGAAAUUAGUUGACAAGUUUGGUUGUUAAUUCUCCAGCUCUUCAGUGAAUGUUUGCCUCUCUAAUUUUAAUCUCUGUUAGUAUGUGAAGUCUGCGUAUUAGGUGUAACAUUAACAGAUUCCAAUCCCAAUCCCCUUCACUUUUUUUUCUAACCCCCUCCUUCCAUGCCAGCCCACAGGUAGCAGUUCAGACGCGUACAAUAGAUGGAAGAAAGGGAGGGGGAUGACAGAACAGGAAUGACCUCAUGAUGACUUUAUAUAGUCUUGUUCCUUUUUUUGUAAUUGUUUUGUGAAACUGUAAUUCAAGUAUUUACCCUCCCAAAAUUUUCCACUGUAAAUGAUUUCAAGAGUGACUAUAACAAUUUAUUUUAGCAUUAUAAUCUAAAAGCUGCAGAAAGGCAGCUACACAAAGUGCUGGUGAUAGAGAAGUAUCAUAUUUUAGUGCUGAAAGGUGAAACUCAUCUAAAACCAUGGUAAAUAAGAUCAAUGAUUUAAUAAAAACAUUAUUUUAAAAGAAAACCCACUUUUUUGGGGGGGGAAUCAUAUUACAUGUUAGACUAAUAUUAAAUAUGGAUAUAAGCAUGUAAGUCCUAUUACUAAUCUUUAAGCUAAGUAGAUGCUUCUAUGAGAUCAAUUGAGUUAAAGGAGAAUUUGAUGAUUUCUGAAAUAUGAAAGUCCAUGCUCUAUCUCCAACAUAGGCAUUUCAUUUUCACCUGUUAAAAAUGGGGGGGGGGGUAGGAAAAUGCAGUGCACUGGCAUAUGUAUAAGCACUUGGCGCUCUUUGAUGUUGCAGUUGCAUCUGUAUAUAAAAUUACAACCUUUCACGAAGUAGUUCAGGUGUUUCCACCUUCGUCUAAUUUCUCAUUACCUACCACAACCUCUAGCACAUACCUCCUUCACAUAUCAUAUACACAAAAUGUUCCUGGCCAAUAAAGGUUAGGUGUUGAUUGUGUGAGAAAAAUGUAUGGAGCAGAGCAUCACGAUAGCUUACUGAGCUUGCAUGUCCUCAUUGGUGGCUACUAUGCAGUUCCCUAGAUUUUUAUUAGUUAGUUGUGGUUUGAUAUGCUGGUUAUCUAAUAGCUUUUCAAUGGAGCACUUCUGUAUAUUUAGAAAGGAAUAGCCACAUAUGAGUUAAUUCUUUUUAAAAACUAUUCUAAAAAUUUUUUUUACACAAAAAGUAAAGGUAAGAACAUUGCAAAUAUUAGCACAAUACCUUUGUUAACACCUUCAGUAGACCAACCAAAAAACAGCUCGUAUUAAAAUAUUUUGCAAGGUUUCAAGUUCUCCAGAACUCUUCAUCAGACUACUUGGUGAAAGAUGCAGUUGAGCAGGGGAGGGAGAAAAUUUGGCUGCUAUUGAAACCAUAGAGUGAGUUUCUUGUCAUAUUUUUAACAUGAAAUGGUCAAGGAAAUUGCAGAUACUUAAGUGAUAUGCAGGUAUCAGGGUUUUUAAAAAAGAGUUUUAGAGGUAUUGAUUCAUAAAGGUAGGUGAUGUUUUUGCAAGAUGUAUCUAUCUAAAUAAGUUGGUGAAUUUUAUCAGGGAUGUUGGUUUCAGUGGCCUUUAUUACCCUGUAAGUGAAAGAGCCAUAUCAAAAGUGGCAUAGUGCCAAUAACUGUAAUGCUUUCUGCUUAAGGUUUGGACCAGGGGUCAGCAAACUUUUUCAGCAGGGGACCAGUCCACUGUCCCUCAGACCUUGUGGGGGCCGAACUAUAUUUUUUUGGGGGGAAAUGAACGAAUUCCUAUGCCCCACAAAUAAACCAGAGAUGCAUUUUAAAUAAAAGGACACAUUCUACUCAUGUAGAAACAUGCUGAUUCCCGGGCCAUCCGCAGGCCGGAUUUAGAAGGUGAUUGGGCCGUAUCUGGCCCCCGAGCCUUAGUUUGCCUACCCAUGGUUUGGACCCUUGCUAAAUUCUUGUUUGCUUCCUCACUGUGACCUUGCUUUGUUCCCUGUUUUGUGAGAGCAGAGUACUGGGGAAUUGUGCAAAAGUGAAAGUGUCCAUAGAACAAUAGGCAGUGUUUUUCAUUGGUUAUGCAAUGAGUAGGGAUUGAUUAUAUGAGAUUAAGGCUUGCACUUUCUCCGUUGCAUUUAUUUUGCAAGUUAUUUGGAAUUGGGCAAUUAAUGUAGUUGUGAUUAACUUUCAUUUAGCUGCUUUAGUUUUCCUCAUCUAAAUUGAGGUUGAAUCCCUUAUUCUGAGGCAGAUUCUAUGAAAUCUAAAAUUAAAUGCCAAUAUUAAAGAGUACUAAUUCUUACCCUUGCAUAGAACAAUAAGGCCAUCUUUAGAACAACAUCUGCUUCAGUUUCUCAAUAAAAAUGCUUUGAGGAGUAAACUGCAAUUUUAAUUUCACACACUUUCCCACAUUAGUAAUUGUGAGGAAAUAUUUGUGCAAAUUAAGGACAGCAGCAAUAGUAGGUACUACAUACACAUCAAAAUUGAUAUCAACAUUUAGGUUGAGAUAGAUAUGUCUUAUCGAGCAACUAUGUAAAAUAAUGAUGUCAAAUAUAUGUUUGUGUGACUUGUGUGUGUUUUUCUUUAAGGUUUUUGGAUUCAAAACAUAAAAACCAUUACAAGAUAUACAAUCUGUAAGUAUACUUCUUAAAUAUACUGACCCAAAUAUUUCUAACAGAGGAAGUUAAGUUCCUUUUUAUUUGAGAGGUAGAUCUCAAAGAUAUUCAACAGACUUAAACAUUAAAAAAUGCUGAAUGUAAGCAUUGUGAACUUAUUUUGUAAGGGUGGUGGUAUGGUGCAGUUUAAUGUUACUUGGGCUGUUUUAAAUAACAUGGUAGAAUGUCUACCUUGCAGCUUGUAACCUUAUGAUAAAGUGAAAUUAUUCAGGCAGCUUUUGUUGAUUUGAUGACAUCGUCACAUUGAAGCAAAAUUGUUAUGUGUUUCAUUAAACUUUUUGUGGAAAGCCUUAGUUUGCUAUUCUCAGGCUACAUUUUAUAUAUUGAAUUCUUUCAGAUUUUGCUAUAUAGUUAAAUUUCAUGUCAAGGAUCCUAGGGCUUAUAGUAAACUAGAAAGAAACAGAUGUAUGAGUAACAUUUUUAUCAAUUGAAAUUAUAUAUAUAUAUAUAUAUAAACAUUGUAUAAGAAUGACUACAUCCACACAUGAUACUUAUGUUCCAAAUUUGAUUUUUAAUCAACUGAACAGUUGAUUUUUUAAAAUCCAGAACAGUUUACCAUUUCUAAAAAGUUAUAAUGUUUUUCAAGCUGUUAAAUGUUUAGGAUUUUUAAUACAGUGGUGCCCCGCAAGACAAAUGCCUCGCAAGACGAAAAACCCGCUAGACGAAAGGGUUUUCCGUUUUUCGAUGCGCUUCGCAAGACGAAUUUCCCUAUGGGCUUGCUUCGCAAAACGAAAAAGUCUUGCGAGUCUUGUGAUUUUUUUCGCUUUCCCCCCCCUUUUUCUAAGCCGCUAUAGCCUUUAUAGCACUAGCCGCUAAACCGCUAAUAGCGCUAAUCCGCUAAGCCGCUAAUAGGGUUGCUUCGCAAGACAAAAAACCGCUAGACUCGUCUUGCGAGGCACCACUGUAAAAGAAAUGAUGUAACAUUUCUUGAUGUAACAGCUAGAGCAAAGAAAACCGAUAAAAAGAGCAGCUGCCAUCAGUUGCCCAUUAAAAACAACAACAUAAAUUUACAUUCAUAUGGGAGAAAGUGAUCCCUGAAGUACCUAAGGUCAAAAUGAUUUGAAUUGUGCCUGGGAACUCAGUAGGACCCAAUAAAACUUUUUCAACCCAGAUGUAAUAUGAUCAGACCAACAUGUCUCAGUCUUGUUCUAAUAGUGUCAAGUGGUUUCCAUUGAAACAGCUGGUAAAAUAGAGGGGGAAAGCUCAGUUUUAGCAGCAGUUUCAAUGCAAACCACUCGGUGCUACAGGAGCAGCAAAGCUGCUUAUGCUGCAUUUCUCAGGUGCCUGACAAACAGCUGGCUGUCAGGCACUUGAGAAGUACUAUCCAGCUACAUUAUGUGGGCAUGACAACCUACCUGUCACCCAUCUUUUGUCAUAAUGAGAUCAGAUUGACAGGUUGAUUGUCAUGCCCCUCCGUCAAAGUUAGCUGGCAGUUUGGGGUUAGCUAAAGAGCUGGCCCAUUGGGCCAAAAAGGUUUUCCACCCUAUGUUACAGGAAUAAGCCUACACAAGCCUCAGACUUGUACUGUUCCUGUCUGUCUUCCUAGUUUGUGCAUGUACAGAGAAAAUUGAAAGCUUUCCCUCUAGAACUAAUCACAGUGACAUCCAAAUUCUGCAAAAUGAUUGGUUUUAACUAAGAAUAUCAGUGGCAAAGCUUUCUUCCUUUUUUGUGUUACAGGUUCAAGUCUGUAAUAUCUGUUACUUCUCCAGAAUGUUACUCAUUAAUAGUAAUUCAAUUUGGUGGAAUAAUCUGCUUGGUAUUUUGAUUUGCUUAGCUUCUUUUUGUUUUAACUUCACCUAUUUCUACUGGCUUUAAAUGUUUUACCUAUGUGGUACUUAGGACUGUCACUUGGAUACUGUACAUGGUGAACUUUUAAAUACCUUUUUAAAAACUCCAUGGUAGAUUCAAAAUGUUGCAUUUCAUAGGCUUCCUUAAAUGUAAUAUAUACAAUUUGCAAUGGAAGCAUUUUUUACAACUCCAACCAUAUUAGCUUUAGAAGAAAUUGCACACUUUUCAGUAACUGGCUUCAUGACAGCUGUGGUAUUGAUCUAGCACAGGGAUCAGCAACCCAGUAGGUGUCCCAGACUCAGAGCUUUCAUUUUUUUUUUAAAAGUCUAGCCCUCCUAGAGGAAAAAUUGUGGAGCAAAAUGUGCAGGUAUCUUUAAAGUAAUUAGUGUGGCUACCUCACCCCUCCCCCCGGUAGUGAGAAAUGCUCCCUGUUACUAAACAGCAACAGCAUCUCUCUCUUUCUCUGUGUAUGUGGUCUCCAGAAUCAGGAAUCGGGACCAGCAGCAUAUAGCUGACUUCCCGUGAUGAGCAUGUCAGGGGUGGUGUUGUCUCUCUAAUGGGUUAUGCGAUGCUCCUUCCAUGACUGCCAUAAUUGGUGCUCCCAGCACUCUCAAAAAUGUGCCUUUCACCAGGGCAGAUUUCAAUCUAAAAUUCAGAAAUGGCCAGUUGAGAAUGUUACCAUUAUAAAGCAGUUUACCAGCAGCCUGUUGAUUGCGGUUGGAGGACGGAAUACAGCAUUUAGUUUUUGGGGACCAAAUAUAUACAUUGGGUUUUGUAAACCUAUGGGGUACUAUUAAAUUCACAGUACCAUCUGAAGUGAUCUUAAGGAAAUUGAAAAAGUUGUCUAGAAAGUAUUGUUUUUACCCUCUAUGCUCCUCUUUUACAAGAAAUUUAAAGAACUAGUUUUGUGCUAAGUAUCUGUAGACAUAAUGAGUACCUAAUACAUAGCAGUCUGCAGGGUCACAUAGACCCACAGGAACAUCUGUGUAUGGUUUUCAGUUUUCUCAGUCAUUCCAGUAGGGAUAGAAUUGAUCCCCAAAACUGUAGGAAAGAAAAAAAGGAACAUUUCACUAAAUAAAGGAGUCUUCUAAAAUGUCAUAUGGCAAUAUAAUAGAAAGGGAACCUCUAUCUAAAUCUGUCUUCAUAACAACUUUUUGAAGUAGGCUUAUUAGGCCAGGAGUUGGUGGACUGACAGAGCGUGAAGGUCACCCAUUGAGCUUCAUGAGAGCAUGGAAAUGUGGAUUUGGUUCUCUCCGAUCCAGGUCUGAUGCCUCACUGUUACAGACUCACCCUCCCUUCCAUAUCUGUGGACUUACAUGCACCACAUAUUUAUUUAUAUGGCUUGAAGAACAUCUGAAACUUCUGGCUAAACAUAUAUAUUAAGCUUAAUGGAAGUGUUGUUUCUAAUAUGGAUAUAGUAUUAGUUAAAAAUGUAUUUGAAAAUGAUAAAUUUUCUCCCUGGUAAGUAGUUUUGUUGAACUUGUAGUUAAUGUAUUGCAACUUUUAUUUCAGAUGUGCUGAAAGACAUUAUGACACCGCCAAAUUUAACUGCAGAGGUAUGCCUGUUCUUUCAUAUUAUUUCUCCUAAACCAAGAAGCAAAAUGGAUUGCAAGUGAUUAGAGAGGAAUGUUGCUAAUAUAGCAAGCCACAGAUUUCCUAUUAGUUUGAUAUCCAGUAAUUUCUGUGUUGGCCCCAGACAGUAAAUAAUGAUUAGGAAAGGAAUUUAUCUUUUCAGUGAAUCAUUUUUUCCUGUUCUAUAUCAUUCAAAAUUUAUUUGGAAGAGACUUGUACUUGGCAAGGACUGGCAUUCCUAUGUAUGGAUACUAAGUGCAAUGUCUGUCAUUUGCAUAAAGCACUGUGUUUUCUCAGGUGUCAGUCACCUGAUGUCAUUAUGACAUCGAACGAUUACUUGUGGGUCCUGCCCACCUGUCAAGUUGAUCCGCGGAAUGGAGGAAGAUAAAAAUCUGGCAUACCCAGCCAAAAAGGAGCCCCACCCCACCCUGUGUUAAACGGUAGUGAAGACUUUUUGGAUAUAACAGUAUGGCUAUAACAGGCUGCUCUACAUACUGCAGUCUCUUUAUAAAUUUUUGAUAAUAUAAAUUACUGAUUUUUAGUUUGCUCUGUUUCAUUCCACGACUAAAUUAUGACACACCAAACUCUGUGUAGGCCAUGAACAGCAUAUAUUAGCCCACGUGUGACUUAAUUUUUUGCUGCCUUACUGGGAUUUCCAAACACUUGGCAGGUCAUAAUAAAUGCCUGAUGGGCUGCAUUUGCCAUGGUAUGUGACAAAUUGCACAAGCCUGUAAUAGAUGACUGCUUAUGUAAUUUGUAUACUGUAAAUCCUAUAAUGAUUAAAAUAUCUAAUAUUGAUAUGUUAGAUUUAACAGUAAUCUGACUCUUGACUAAUCAGUACACUCUGUUUUAUAGUUGCACAGUAUCCUUUUGAAGACCAUAAUCCGCCGCAGCUGGAGCUUAUCAAACCUUUUUGUGAAGAUCUUGACCAAUGGCUUAGUGAAGAUGGCAGUCAUGUUGCAGCAAUCCACUGUAAAGCUGGAAAGGGACGAACUGGUGUAAUGAUUUGUGCAUAUUUGUUACAUCGAGGAAGAUUUCAGAAGGCACAAGAAGCCCUAGAUUUCUAUGGGGAAGUAAGGACCAGAGAUAAAAAGGUAAGAAACUUGAUUUUACUACAUAUUCAUUAUGCCUUUAUUUGUAAAUCAGUUGUGUAGGAUAUCUUGAAACUGGUGGGUGGUUUUUUUGUUUGUUUGCUUUUUUGACAUGCUUAUGUUUAUGCCAUGAAUGUACAGUAAUUCUAAAAAUGGUACCAUUUUUAAAGAUUUUUUUCUUCCACAAAUGUAGUCAGCAAUCUUUGCCAAUAAAAAAAUAAAUGUUUUAGCUUCUACCUCCACCACAAUAGUGCAUAGUAUGAAGAAUGCAAAAAACUAACUGACUUAGACUUGUAUCCUGCUGUGUCCUAGGCACUUAGCGAUUUACCCAAAAGCACAGAUACUUAUUCCUUAAGAUCCACAACAUAGGCACCUGUGUAAUUAGAAGAAUAAUUGGGAAGUAAAAAGUCCUCCAACUCUGCUUUAGCUUGUUUGUAUUCUAGGUCUCCAAAGCUUAAAAGUUCCCAUUUUCUAAACUGGAGAUGGAGUACUUGUUGGUCUCCUGAUGUUGUUUGACUCCCAACUCUCAUUGGCCCUAGCUGUUGGUGAAGGAUGAUGGGAGUUGUAGUCAGACAACAUCUUGGAGGGACACAGGUUUCCUGCACCUAAAAGUUCCACAUUCCUCUCUAAUGAUGAUCAAAAAGGGAAAAUAUACAUUAUUGAGUUAGCACUAGGGCACCACCAGUUGGGUGUUUUCACUUGCUUGAAGAAGCAGAAAAUGAAGCUCCAAACAGUAUAAUUUUGCUGAUGCAGCUGUUGAGGACAGGCUGGGUCCAAUUGGAAAGCAAGACACAGCACCAUGUCUGCCCUGCCUCAUUGGUUAAUUAUAUCUAGGGUUGUCAUUUACCUAAAUGCAUCUUAGUUGAUUUAUUCUACGAGUUCUAAUUGAUAAAAUCUAGAUCUGAAGAAGAAAGCAAACUUUCCAUUGAUUUUAAAUUAAGUGUACUUGUGUCAUAUGUGUGUGCUUGUGUCUUAGUAUGCACUAUCUCAGAAGGGUAAUUUCUUCCCACAAGAGAGAGGAGGAAUACAUGCCUCUUUGUAGAAGGCAACUGACACCCAUACUUUUAUAGGUACUUACAUUCCAAAUGCUUAAAUUUUCAAAAUAACAGCUACCCAAUUUUUACACAGAACACUCAAUCAAAAUAUCUUAUUUGGCUAAAUGUUGCAUUCCUAUUUGUAACAGUUUGUAAUGCCAUUAUUUCAAAUCCCCACUGUAUGCUUGCACAGUAUUUUAAAAGAGAUAGAGUGUUCUCAGUUGCAUUCAACUAACUUCAAAUUGCCUUUCACUAACCUUUGCCAACUGUUUGUUAGAAAUGCUACAGGGAGAGACUGGGGGAGAGGAAACUCAGUCUUAGGUAUGGGCAAAAUAAAAUAAUUCCUUCCAGUAGCACUUUAGAGACCAACUAAGUUUGUUAUUGGUAUGAGCUUUCAUGUGCAUGCACACUUCUUCAGAUACUUCUUCAGAUACCUCCAGAUACCUCCAGAUAGUUGGUCUCUAAGGUGCUACUGGAAGGAAUUUAUUUAUUUUUAUCUUUUAUUUUCCCCCGACUACGGCAGACCAACAUGGCUACCUACCUGUAAUUAGGUAUGGCUAGUCAUAGGCAGUCAUGGGCAGGAAUUCCGUUCCAAGAUGGCGGCGCGUUCAUACGCUGCGGCUCUGAGCCCCCAAUACCUCACCUACUCACGCACAAAACUGGUAAACAUCGGGCUCACAAGAAAAAUAGAGAUAACUAGAGAGUUUCAAAGGUCCCACUGUAUACCAAACUGCAUAGUAAGACCUCCAGGAUCUCUAUGGAUUGUUGAUGGGAGGGGGAAGUGCCGAAAGAAGCGAAAGAGAAAAGAGCGAAAGCAAAAACGUGGUUGCAGAGUUGGUCUGUUAACCCGGCUUUGAAAAAGACCCACGAGGCCAGCACUGCCAAGCGUCUUCCUGACCAACAACAGAUCUCUCGUCCACAAAAUUGACAAACUACAGCUGCUGAUGGCAGCAAACAAGCUUCUUUGUGAGAGCUGUGUGGUAAUUAUUACAGAAACUUGGCUACAUUCAGCAGUACCGGAUGCGGCAGUUGAGCUGAUAAAUCAAAUAAUUUAUCGCUCUGAUAGAAAUAGUGAUUCUGGUAAAGCUAGGGGCGGAGGAGUCUGUAUUUACAUACACAAUGGUUGGUGUGUUAAUAGCAAAGUAGCUUACAAGUAUUGCUCCCCAGAUCUAGAAUUGAUGGCAGUUACAUGUCGUCCAUUUUAUUUGCCUAGAGAAGUAACUGUCAUAAUUAUUAUAGCUGUUUAUAUUCCAUCCGAUGCUAAUGUCAGUGCGGCACUUUCUAAGCUAUAUGACGUCAUCUCUGAGCAGCAGCAUAUCCACCCAAAGGGCGCUGUUGUUGUGGCAGGGGACUUCAAUCAAGCCUGCCUAAAGACGGUUUUUCCUAAGUUUGAACAGUUUGUGAAAUUUCCCACUAGAGGACAGAAUAUUCUAGAUCUCGCGUAUUCCAAUUUGAAACAGGCAUACAGGGCGAUGCCCUUCCCCCAAAUAGGCUCAUCCGACCAUUCUUCAGUUUUUCUAUGUCCGAAGUACAUCCCUCUCAGGAGAAGAAUUCAGUCAGUUAUAAAAACAGUUAGAAUUUGGCCAGAGGGUGCUCUUAGUCAGCUCCAGGAUUGUUUUGAGAGCACUGAUUGGCAUGUGUUUGAACAUCAAGAUCUGCAUAGAUACACAGAUGCUAUACUCUCCUAUAUUAAAGUGUGCAUCUAACAUCGCAGAGAUGCAUUAGACUGUAUGGGAACUGUAAACCAUGGAUGACUGCUGAAGUAAGAGGACUCCUGAAAAUCCGGGAUUCUGCCUUUAAGACAGGGAAUAUAGACAUAUACAGAGAGGUGAGAAUAAAUCUCAAAAAAGGCAUUAAGGCAGAAAAACAACAGUAUAAGCUUAAGGUGGAAAAUUACUUAGCUGAUAACAUCAUGAAACAAGUGUGGCAACGACUGCGGAACCUAACCAACUACAAGGGCAAUACAAGGGAACAUGGUUAAGACUGAUGUCUCAUUGGCAGAGGAACUGAACACCUUCUUUGCUCAGGGUGCGGUUGGUUGGGUUUUAUCUUCUAGGGAUAAUUACCCUAUCAAACUUUCACCUCUUCCCCAUACCAUUCUGACCCAAGAGUCCUGGCCCAGAGAUGAGAUGACUUGUUAUUGAGGAGAUCUUACCCCUCUAUUGGGGAGGCUAGUAUGGGGUCUGGGACUCCCACUAUUGAAGGGCUAGGGAAGAAUGGCGGUGGGGCUAAAUAUCACUAUAUUUUGAGAUGCAGUGAUGCUCAAACCCCUUCCAAUCUACGCCCCCCCCUUCCCAAAGGACAAGGGUAGGGCGAGCAGGGAUUACCAGCCUCCGUCAUUGGUGUUGUGCAAUUGAAGGGGCUGGAGGCCCCUCGACUGUCUUCGGGUCCAGUGUUAGAACAUUUCGAUUGGAUACUCCCUGCUGAUGUGGAUAGACUCCUCCAAGUUGGUAGGCCCACCGCCUGCCUCCUCGAUCCGUGCCCGUCUUGGCUGAUUAGAGCGUGCCCAAAUAUCGCGGGGACCCCCCUAGUUGAAAUUAUCAAUUUGUCCCUUGACACAGGGAUAUUCCCAGGGGAGCUGAAGGAAGCAAUGGUGUGUCCGCUCUUAAAGAAAACUUCACUAGAUCCUUUAGAUCUAUCCAAUUAUCGCCCAGUUUCAAAUCUCCCAUAUCUGGGUAAGGUAAUUGAGAGAGCAGUUGCUGAACAGCUCAGUUGGUUUCUGGACGAAACAUCGGCUUUAGAUCCAUUUCAGUCCGGAUUCCGUCCUGGUUUUGGGACCAAGACGGUUCUGGUCGCCCUAACAGAUGAUCUCCGCAGACAACUGGAUCGAGGUGGGUCAGGACUGCUGAUUCUUUUAGAUUUGUCAGCAGCCUUUGACAUGGUCGAUCAUGAUCUUUUGGACCACCGCCUCGCCGAUGUGGGGAUACAGGCAUAGUCCAUAAAUGGCUGUGCUCUUUUAUAUCUGGUCGGGGACAGAGGGUGGCACUGGGGAGGGAGUUGUCGCACCACCCCUUGGUGUGUGGAGUGCGGCAGGGCGCAAUCCUCUCCCCGAUGGUUUUUAACAUCUUUAUGCGCCCCCUUGCCCAGAUUAUCCGGAGCUUUGGGCUGGGUUGUCACCAGUAUGCUGAUGACACUCAGCUCUAUCUGCUGAUGGAUGGCCAUACUGACUCGAUCCCUGACACACUGACCAGAUGUUUGGAAGCUGUGGCUGGAUGGUUUCGUGGGAGCAGAUUGAAACUAAAUCCUUCGAAGACAGAGGUCCUCUGGCUGGGUCGGGAUAGUAUGGGGAUGAGGGACCAACUCCCUUCUCUUGCGGGGUUCCAAUUAGUGCCACUGCCUUCCGUUAAGAGUUUGGGUGUAAUCCUUGACGUCUCCCUUUCCAUGGAGGCGCAGGUUACAACAACAGCCAAGGCGACAUUUUUCCACCUUCGCCGCAUCAAGCAGUUGGUCCCUUACCUUUCCCGCCCCGACCUGGCCACAGUGAUCCAUGCAACUGUCACCUCCAGGCUUGACUACUGUAAUUCGCUCUACUCGGAGCUGCCCUUGAAGCUGUCCCAGAAACUCCAGCGGUUGCAGAAUACUGCAGCGAGACUCCUCACAGGGUCUCUGCCAUGGGAACAUAUUCACCCAGUGCUUUUCCAGCUGCAUUGGCUCCCAGUGGAGUACAGGGUCAGGUGUAAGGUGCUGGUUUUGACUUUUAAAGCCCUUCACGGCCUAGGACCCUCGUACCUACGGGAUCGUCUCUCCUGGUAUGCCCCACGGAGGACCUUAAGGUCCAUAUAUAGCAACACCUUAGAGGUCCCGGGCCCUAUGGAAGUUAGAUUAGCCUCAACCAGAGCCAGGGCCUUCUCAACACUGGCUCUGGCCUGGUGGAACACUCUGUCUCUUGAGACCAGGGCCCUGCGGGAUCUGAUCUCUUUCCACAAGGCCUGUAAGACAGAGUUGUUCCACCUGGCCUUUGGCUCAGAAUCAGUUUGAUUCCCUUCCCCUUUUUCUUUUUCCUUUCUCCUCCUAUGAUGAGAUUGCUUCCUAAUUGUUUUAAUAUUGUAUCUUAAUCUUUUAAAUUGUAUUUUAAUCAACUUGUUUUUAUUAUUGGUUGUUAGCCGCCCUGAGCCCGGUCUUGGCUGGGGAGGGCGGAGUAUAAAUAAAAAAUUAUUAUUAUUAUUAUAGCAUCUACACAAGUUUUGCCAAAAGAAGGUAGGUCUUCCGUUCACAGAUGCCGAGCCUCUUCUUCCUUCCAACAGCAGCUCAAAUGGUCAAAUGGAGUGUAAUAUAAUUGGUAUAUGAUUACUUAUUUCAGAAUAUGAAUUUGAGCAUGAAGCAUGAGAAAUAAAGUAGUUGUGGUGCCCAUUGGGACUGGUAGGACAGAAGCCUCGCAGUCCCCACAGUAGGUGGAGCCAGAGCCAAUGAAGGGCAGAGCCAACUAAUUCUUCCCCACCCUCCUCCCAGCUGUGUUCUAGAAGGGCAACACUGAGAGUAAGGAGGAGGAAACUGACAGGCAGGGCCACCUUUCUGAUUGGAGGCAAGUAAGCAGGUAGGCAGGACCAGGAUAGGACCAUUAGCUCUAAUAGACCAGUCUCCACUAGAGAAAUAUAUAAAAAAAAAUUACAGAUUUGACUACAAUAAUUUUAAGGGUGUUUUGACAUUCUACCUUUUUAAAUUGUUACCCUAUAGGUUCUGUCAUACUAUAUUUUAAUCCAAAUACUAAUUGGCUUUGUGCAGUCCUAUAUGUAGGAAUACACCUGUACAGAUUGCCAUUGGAACCUAAAAAGCUCUCGGAAAUUAGGAGCAUUGCCUACCAAUAAUGCAGUAAACUCACUCCCUCAUGGGGAUCGGAGGCUGUGAUUUCCGCUUUAGUUUCUUCCUGACCACACAGGAAAUAGCAUCAGAAAGGGACCUCUCUUUGGGAGCUCUGUAAGUCUGUUGUGGUGUUUGAAUCUCUUAGUUCACCUUUUCAUCAACAUAGUGGCUUUCAUCUUGCUUCUGUAAUAAUUGAAACCUUACUUUAGAAAUUAUGUAUUUUUUAUUAAUUGUUUUCAUCGUUUAUACCCUGCCAUUUAGCCAGAAGGGCUCUCAAAGCAACUUACAAAAUCAGUUCUAAGACAUGCUGCAAAUGCAUGUAAAUUCUCAGAGUCAUUUACAUGGCAUCUGCUUGGGAGAGAAUCCUGUUGUUGACACAAGUAAGAAUGGUGAAACUCACCCAGAAAGCUUAACGUUUAUUGGACAAAUGCUUUUAGGCUAUCAUGUGGUCGCACUUUCUUUGUGUUCAACACCCUCUCGCAUUCUCUUCUGACGGACACUCAUUCUGUGUUGUUCAUGCAAGCUAUAGGGUCCACUUCUUCAAAGACUUUUCAUCUGUCCUCUAAGUUGUCAUGCAAGCCUUCCACUUUUAAGAUGAUUAGCUUUAAAUUUUUGGCAUUGAGAUAUUUUACUUUUUAUAUCUUGGCAUUGAGAUAUUUUUUUUCUAGAUCUGAAGCUAUAGAAUCUUCCUUCUUUGUUAUUUCUAAUUCCAUGGCCGCUAAAUCUCCCUUGAUAGCAAAUACAAGGUUACUUUCAAAUGCUUAUGAUUUGGGAAAUGGCAUCUGGCUCUACAGUAGUUGGUUGCAUUGAGUUUGUAAUUUCUUCUUUGAAGAUAUAUCUCCUCGAAUAAAAACAACUUUAUUUCUGUCCUAUCAGGAAUUUAUGUUGGAAUUUAUGAUUCUCCUCCUCCACGUGUUAUCCUUAUGACUGAGACAUAGGCUGAUAGUGAGUAGCCCAAGGUCACCCAGGGAGCUUCAUAGUUGUGUGGUGAUUUUAACGCUGGUUUCCUACAUCCUAGUCCAUUUAUUAUCCUUCCAUGUUCUAGAAAGGCAAAGAAGUGAAUACAUUGGGGUGGGGAUUAUAUUAUCAGUAGGGCUGAAAGUUUAGGGUGUGACCUUUUUUAGCAGUUUGGCACCUUUAAACAGUUUAGGCUCUGGUCCUGUCUGGGAGCCAUCCCCAUGAAAUUUAGUCGGUUUACUUCUGAGCAAUGUAUGGUUAUUGUGACAUUAACACACACUCAAAAUUGUGACAGCAGGCAUCCCUUCUAAAUGAAGAUUGGACACUUUUCAGUUUGGCUAGGCACUAAGUACCAUAUGUAACUGCAAUGCUUUAGUGUCCACACCUUUGCAAGAGAGCAUGGGAUAAAACCAAAUGGCCCUGCCCAUGUGACCUUAUUGGCGUCACCUACAUCACCUCUUUGGUCAUGUUAUGUAACCAUUGCAGUUAAGCACUUCUCUUUCAAGUCCAUUAUUUUCAAUACACCUCUCACUUCUUAUUUCUCCACCUUUCAUGUUUGGUGGAGGGGAGUGUGGAUAUACUUAUUAAUGCUUGAAAACUUUCCACCCACAAGGUUUGCUUAUCUAGGUGCAAACUGCUCUUUCUCUCUGGAUUUCUUGAUUAUUUUCCUCCUAGGGUGCCUCUAUGUAUAGUACUUAGUAGUGAAUCAUCUUGAUCUUUGAUCAAAGUACAUGCACUGGCAGGUUGGGCUUCCCAUUUGCCUCUGGACAAGAUGCUGUGGUUGAUAUGCCAUAGUGAAAAACUUCCUUGUCAUAUUUAAUUUGAGUACCACACCUGGAGUUUGCUCUUCCAUCAGUCAUAAGUAAACUCUUGGAACCUAUGGUUAAGAUAGGGUACAAAUUGUGACCCUACAAUAUUGUUGCUUUGGCACUUACUUCAGCCAGUCAUAUUAGUGAAUUUUCAGCUUUGUAUGUUAACUCGUAAAGGUAAAGGGACCCCUGACCAUUAGGUCCAGUCAUGACUGACUCUGGGGUUGCAGCGCUCAUCUCGCUUUAUUGGUCGAGGGAGCCGGCAUACAGCUUCCGGGUCAUGUGGCCAGCAUGACUAAACCGCUUCUGGCGAACCAGAGCAGCGCACGGAAACGCCAUUUACCUUCCCGCCAGAGUGGUACCUAAUUAUCUACUUGCGCUUUGACGUGCUUUCGAACUGCUAGGUUGGGAUGAGCAGGGACCGAGCAACGGAUUUGAACCGCCGACCUUCUGAUCAGCAAGUCGUAGCCUCUGUGGUUUAACCCACAGUGCCACCUGCAUCCCAUGUUAACUCUUACCUGCUUUUAAUCCACUAAUUCCAUGAUUUCCAGCAACAGUUACUCACAACAUUUUUCUUCCUCUAAGGUUUCUGGGGAAGAACAUGCUGUUGUGCUUGAACUUGCAGAAAGUUUUAGCCAUCAGUAUUGAUAGAAUCAGAUCCUCCCUUAAAUUUCACUCCCUCUUUAUUUCUUAUGGCAAUGGCAAAACUUAACACAUUUGAUUGUAAAUACCGUAGAGUUUGGAAACUAGCAUAUGUUCCUGCAUAGGGAUAUCAGCUCAAUUUUAACAUCCAAAACUGCUUGUGCCACUAACAUGCCUAAUUGCUUAUAUCUGAAAUAUCUUUCUACUUGUUAUUAUCUUUACUGGUUGAUCAGCUUUAUUUGGUUCUAGACAACAUUUUUGCAUCUUGAUAGACCUGCCUGUACUGUAUCUGAUCAGUACAGAGGUAGUUGUAAGCAUCUUUGAAGUUUGGGUGCUGCAGUACUUUGUUCUUAGAGUAUAGAACUUGCAUGGUUGCUUCUUGUAUCAAUUCGGUAUUAGUUGGACAUGGUUACUAUCCAUUAGCAAGUUGAGAGACCUAGGCUGGUAGGGCAUGGUCUGGUGUGUGAAAUAGCAGUGCUUGAUCGUCAUAGUAUAUCAAUCUUUAUAGAGCUGCUGAGAGGUGGAAAAGCAGUAACCCUAUUCAGAUUCACCUUGAAAAAUAUGAGGCAUCAUGGUGCUAGUGUUCUUGUACAAAGUCUUACAUUAAUUGCACUAGCAUUAUAAAAUCCAAGGAGCCGUAUUUAAUUACCCAUGAUCUCUGAGCAAGCAAGGGCUUCAGGAGGUAACUGGAGUUCUUUAACUUUCUCUUCUUCCAUAGCAUUGCAGCCUAUGAAGAAUACGGGCUUCUCCACUGCAAUAUAUUUCAGAGGAUAACAGGGUUAAUCCUCCAAGCUACCUUUCUUAAUAGGAUGCAUACCUGGAAGCUCUUUAAUUCUCUCUACCUUCCCAUCCCCUGGUAGCUCUGAACUUGGCAACUAUUUCUUUUCACAUGGGGUCCAGUAACAUUUUUAUGCUUUCACUUAGGUCCCUGUUCUCUGUAGUGCUAGUUCAAUACAUUUCCUGUUGAUCUUGCUCAUGGGAGGGGAGGGGGGGAAUAGGAUAUGUAUGUAUUUGGUAUUGUGACAUAAGGAAUUUAUUGUAAAUACAGUGUUUUGCUUGGAGCCUUGAGGUUUUUGCAGAAUUGAGCUGCUUUUUAAAGCGCCUAAAAAGGUUCAGAAUUAAUCUUGCUUUAGUAGGCUGAACAUCAAAACAAAUGGAAAAUCUCUGAAUGUUACAGGUAUCAAUAUUUUUCUCUUCAUUUGGAAUGCAGAAUUGAGGGUACCUUGCUGGAGUUGGAUUGUGUAUAUACCCUCAGAAGUGGAUGAUUAAGUCAGUGUUAUCAGAGUUGAGUUGUCAUUUUCAGUACAUUAAUGUACUGCUAUUUAGUGGUUUUCUACAGGUGAUAUCCCUGGUUCAACAUUCUGGCUUGAGGUUUUUUUUUGUCUGAAGUUUUAGUGUUGCAUUUAUGUUUGGGGACAACAACAAUGACUUACAGCUUGAAAAAGAAAUCAGUUACAUGUGAAGAAGAAUCUGGAGGAUAGAAAUGUUACAAACUGUGAAAGUUAAUGAGAGAAAUUUUCCAGUGAUUUUUGUUUCAUUUGGAUGCAGUUUGGCAAGAGUGAGUCUGAACACUUUACGUAACUAUACCUGAAUGUAUUGAUGCUCAGCACUGGUUAAGGUCAAAAUGAUUUUCUAAACGUUUAUUGAAUAUAUGUAAAAUAAUUCUUUACAGCUGAAAACGCUGGCAGCAUUAAGAUAAAUUCAACAGUGUAAAUAAGUCUUGAAGGAUGCAAUAAUGGAAUACUGAUUGGUAUAGUUUUUGUAAAAUAUGCAGGGAUUUAAGAUAUGUAAAAUGAACCGUGGAAAGAGAAGAACGGAAGUCACUGAUAUCUUAAGGAUUUAAAAUGAGUAUUUGAAAUUGUAAAACAGAAAAUUUAAUAAAAACAAACAACAUGAUUUUCUAGUUUCUAAUCUCAAUAAAUACCUUGUUUCAUUUUGGGCUGAAUAGAAUCAACAUUUGUUUUGAGUUGUACCAUGUAAAUGGCUUACAGUAUUGAACAAAUAUGGCAUAGAUUACGAGAACUACCCCUUGUUUAAAAUAAAUUGUUUUCAGUAUACCAAAAUAUUUUGUAUGUGCUGCAAAGUUCGGUCAUUAAUAUAUUUAGCUAUAUUCCAAACUUCUGAAAAAUGACUGGUGUGUUUAGAAACUGGAAAAGAACAUGUCUGUGAAUAGAAAAUUCUGGAAAAUAGUUACUUCAUUAUAGAAGAAAAAGCCUCCAUAGUUUACAAUGCAGAUGCUUUCAUGUGCAUGCAGAUCAAAGUAUAGUGCAGAAUGGAAAAAUAAUGUACAGUCCUGGUUUUGAAAACAGUUUUACGGUUCUCAGUAUUGGUUUGCAAAGGAAAAGGAUAGUGGUUAUACUAUAACUUUCAGCUCUCAUCAGAAUAUUCCAUCCUAUUCUCUGUGUGGAAUAUAUAUGAAUUUAGGCCUAUAUUCAGAUAAACUAUGACAACUCAGCUGUGAUUUCCAUGACUAAAACAGUUGACUGCACUUUUAUUUGUUUUAAGGACUGGUACUUAUUUCCAUACAAUAACAGGAGCAUGAUGACUAGUGAUAGUUGUGAUGUGUAGUCUGUUUUGAACAACUGAACUGGAACUUAAUCUUCUGUAUUAGUAUUAGUAUUUUUAUACAUGGUAAAGUAGAGAAAAGCAGAAGAUCAGUGGAGUCUAGUAGAAUAAAUUAGUGUUAUCUUGAUGCUUUCUGUGGAUACUUCCUGCUACCAUUUAAAAUAUCAGAACUACAGGGCCUGCUGAAAUUUCUCCUUCUGACCGUUUCUUCUUAUAUUUCUACUUCUUAUAAUGAACUACUUACGUAUUUUUGCAUGUAACUUUGCUGCAAUGGAAGACAGGACCUGGAUAAUCCACUAUUUAAUUAACCCCACCCAAUGGACUAGAAUGUGGUCUAAAUCUCCCUUUUAGUUCAUCUCAGCCAAAAGAAGGGAACUCACCCUGAAACUCACCUACAGGUGGUACUUAACACUAUGGAAACAGGCACUGAUAUGCCCAGGAACCUCACCAAAAUGUUGGAGAGAUUGCAGCUCCACAGGCACAUACCUCCACAUGUGGUGGGAACGCCCCCAAAUCCAACUCUUCUGGACAGCAGUCCUACAAGAAAUAUGCCAAAUAACUAAACCAGUUUUAGAACUCAACCCAGAACUGGCACCUUCCAAGACCAUAAUGACCACUCACAUUAUACAGAGCUUAUAACCCACCUACUCUCAGCAGCCAGAAGCCUCACAGCCAGACACUGGAGAGACCUGUCGGGGUGAACAUGGACCAGUGGUACCAAAUCAUAUGGGAAACAGCCUUGCUAGAAAAGCUAACCAAUAAACUGGAACUGACACGGGGACAAAUAGAAGAGGGCACCUUCACCCCGAUAUGGCUCCACUUCAUCACAUACAUAGCCCAGCAAGACAACAAGAACCCACCAACAGCAAUACAAAUCAACCUGGCUUACUUGACCCAGCAAGCCGCCCCCCCAUGCAAACACACCCCAUUGCAACUAAUCGCAGACCCUGGGCCUCCAAGGUCUCUCACUACCAAGGAAAAGUAACAAGUGAAUAGAAAGAUAACCUAUCUAGUUGAUGCUGACACAAAACCCCGCACGUAAACUGUAAAAAAAUAUAAAUUUCACCACCACCGCUCUUCUUCCUGACCUUAUACUGUUCUCAACACUAAUAUCUCAUAACAAAGGUAAAUGAUCUGUAGAAAAGACUGUACAACUUGUAAAAAGAGACAAGACACGUACUUUCGUAAACCAAGAAAAUCUUUAAUAAUAAUAAAAACUAACUAUUGUAGGCAACCAGUCUUUUAUGCAGCAUCAUGGAAGUGAGUGACAGAAUAUGGAAUUAAACUGUUAUAAAAGAAGAAGUUCAAGAAACAUUGAAUAUAUAUAGAAAACCAUUCCAAGAUUUAAUGGGAAAGCAUUUACUGAUAGCUGUUUUCUUUUCUUUUUGGUUACAUUUAAUUUUAUAACAUGCUACAGGCUUGCCAAUGUUUAAGUGCUCUCAUACUGUCUUUGAAGUGUACAUAUUAAGGAGCAUAGGAAUUAAUUGAGAGAUAAGAUUCAUAUUCAGAAAUCUAUGAAAGUCAAGUAACAAAGCGUGAAAAAUGGCAUACAUGAUUAGCAUUCUUGAUCUUAUAGAUAUUUAUUUAUUUAUUUAGGGAGUAACUAUUCCCAGUCAGAGGCGCUAUGUAUAUUACUAUAGCUACCUGUUAAAGAAUCAUCUGGAUUACAGACCAGUGGCCCUCCUGUUUCAUAAGAUGAUGUUUGAAACUAUUCCGAUGUUUAGUGGCGGCACUUGCAGUAAGUAUCUUUUCAAACAUUUUUACUGUGAGAGGUUGUCUUCUAAAAUUUGUAUUUACAUCUGUUCACUGUUGCUCUCAUUUCAUAACCACUUUAAUAUUGGCAGAGUUAGCCAUGUCUAUAGACGAAGGGUCAGAGUCAACUAGCCUGGUGCACAGUGGCAGCUAGUGUAAGGACUCAUACUAGCACAAUAGGGCUUUCCUCCUCUGUGCCCCCCACCUCCCUCAGAUUGUCUCUGGAGGGUCAGGAGACACCUAAAACAGGACAGGGGAGGCCAUUUGUCUGGCAAGUAAAAAUGCUUGUGUUGAUGGAACUAUCGUAUUAGUACAACGUUGAAUUCCAUUUUCUCUCUUCCCUCCCUGCCUGCUUAAGAAAUUGGCUGGAGUAUUCAUUUGUUCACCUAAAUGCUUCAUUACAUUUUUUUUCUGUUGCUUCUCCUUUCAAGUUUAGUUUGUAAUUCAGAAUGAAUUAUGAAAUUCCCACUCUACAUUCCAUGUAAGAGGCACGCAGCCUAAUCAUAUGCAUGUUUAAGCUGCUCGAAAAUAAGUACCAAUGAGUUGAAUAGAGCUUAUUCCCACAUAUGUAUGCAUAGGAUUGUUGUCUUGGUCAGCAAGCUUAUUUUGCUUUUGCUCAAAUUCUUGGACAGGCAAGGUAAGACCUUUCCAUACUAGCCUUUAGUUCAAGCCAUAAAUUCUCAUUACUGUAUUUUCUGGUUUUUUAAAAACUUAACAUCAUAUGAUAAUAUACAUAAUUGGUGAGUAGCUUUAGAGGUGAGAAGAUGGGUUCUCAAGAGAGAAGCUUGCAGCUGUUUUGUUACUCCCUGGUCCUUUUUGCUGCUGCACCAAGCCUGGAAUUGGCUUAUUCUGUCGUCUGACCCAUGGCUUAUAGUUAAACUCUGUCCUCAGUAAGCACAAGCUGUGUUAGAAUGGGAAAAGUAAUGAGCUCCCUCGCCACAUGGAUGCUUGGCAGCAAGAAUACCUAAUUUUUAAGAGAUUCAGUAUCUUUACACAUGUAAUUUGACAAUUUGACAAGAGCUUAAUUUGUUUCAACUCUAUUAUAUUAACUGUUUACAUUAAUUAAAACUUGUAUGUGAUCAAGUAUAUAGAACAAACUUUCUUCCCAGUUUAGAAAAGCAUAUCUGAUUCUUAACAAUACUUUGCUGCUAUGAGUCUGAAGUGAACAAACUAGUUUGGCCUUCACAUGGUCCCAGUAAGCCAUAGCUUUGCUUGCCAUUAUGCAAACCAGGCCAUUAUGUUAAAUCUGUGGUUCUGUUGAGUAGUUCUGUUCCUUGGUUGGCUAGACGUGUUCUAGCUAAUUCAGCUGAUUAAAUUGCCAGUCACUUGCGUUCUAGUUGAGGCUCACUGUAUAAACAUUCUUCUAUAGAAGGCUCUUAAGUAAUCCAGUGCUAGAUUGAUGUAUGUAUUGAAAAUGUCACUGUUCACAACAGACUUAACUUGGAAAUGGUUGACUGCGUAGUAUAACAACAUUCAUAUUGAUAGUCAUGACUCAAACACUUUAAAAAUACUUGCUUCAAGUAAGUGUCCUUCUAAUUCUGGACUUUAAAUUAAUUUUAAACUGCUUGGCUAUUUUUAUCAUGCAGAUCCUCACUUUGUGGUCUACCAACUUAAGGUAAAGAUAUUCACCUCCUCUUCAGGACCCCCAAGACGUGAAGACAAAUACAUGUACUUCGAAUUCCCUCAGCCAUUGCCAGUGUGUGGUGAUAUCAAGGUGGAAUUCUUCCAUAAGCAAAACAAGAUGUUGAAAAAGGUGUGUUUGUUUUAAUCUGAGAAAAUAUUGAUUCCAACCCCCCAACCCCCAAAUUACUUGCAGUUCAGUCUGCUAUUGGUGGCUUUAGGCAUUCUACCAAAGUGAUAAGGAAGGAGAUAUGACUCAUUUAUGCUUUUCUUGUCAUUGCUUCUGGAUAUUGUGUGAAAGGGGACAAUGUAUAUAUGCCAUCUGCCCACUUAGUAUUGUAUCAAAUGUUAUAGGAAGUCAGUGCAGAUGACUGAUUUCUGCUUUGUUUUCCAUGACUUUACCUUAGAGAUGUGGACUACCACAUCUGAAGUUUCCAAACCAUCAGUUGCUGAAGUCUUUAGCUUAUAUAUUCAUGAAUGGUGGUUGUUGAGCCCAAAUCAGAAAGAAUGGCAACUUGCUAAUUAGGUGGUUAAAUGUUUCUAAAUGCUUCAGUGGACCCACAAGUGCUUCAAGUCUGAGGGUCAAAUCGAAUAUUAUGGCAGGCUGCUGCUCACAUGUCUGCCCUACUUAUGUGUAAAGAAUUAGGGUAAGAUAGGUCUAAUCUUAGCAUAAAAGGGAACAUGUUGGUACAGUCUUAUCUUCUUUUGCUGUUAUCAUCUGAGCAACCUUUUGUGAAAAAUGAGAUUGCAGGGCUGAAGCCCAAACAUUGCAAGUGGUACCAGUAGUACUGGGCUUGUAAACUGGGGUUUCCCAGCCUUUUCCCACAGCUACAGUCCAUUCCCCUUGCCACAGAAAAGCUGUUCUUUGUAGUCAGGAUAUUGGCAUGAGAUAUUGCAAUUUUACAAGCUUCUCUGCAGUAAUCUCAAGAGGGACUUUGUUAAAAGUCUUACUGAAAUCAAGAUACACUACAUCUACAGUGUUCCCCUGAUCCACCUAGCUUGUAACUUUAUAAUUAUUAUUAUUAUUAAUAAUAAUAAUAAUAAUGAGAUUUGUCUGGCAUGACUUGUUUUUGAGAAACUGAUGCUGGGUCUUAGUAAUCACAGCAUCCUUUUCUAAGUGCUCACAGACUGACCAUUUAAUUAUUUGUACUACAACAUUUCCUAGUAUUGAUGUCAAGCUGACCGGUUGGUAGUUAGUUUUUCUAACUACCAGUCAGCAUUUCUUAACAGAAAUGAGCAAAAACAUUGAAACAUAAUUUCGUAGGACAAGGUUGGCUCAACUGUACCCAGUUUUUCAGCCUGUGCUAAUUGAGCUUCUUUGAACAAAAGUAACUUUUAUUGUUGAACUGGCUUCAGAUGUAUUGCAUUAACAGAAUGUGUUCUGGGAUGGAAGCAGCCCAGUUGCACUAGGUCAUUGGGAGCACUUUUGAACUGUGCUUUGGUACAGUCGUACCACCUGCAAAGGAAGCUUUCUUUGCUGCUGGUUUUUGCACGAUGAGAGUAUUUUUUAAAAAGAUGUUGCUAUAAUCGGCUUCAGCACAAAUAGAAUACAAUUUGCAUUUCUAGUAAGUUUCAUUCCUAUUUUUAGCAACCUCUUGUAUCCUAUAUACCAGAGUGUCCUCUGCCACUGUAAUAAUGAGAUAUAGUUGCAGCCAACAUCUUUCACCCAGAUCAUCAACAGUUAUCCAAAUCAGUAAUUCCUAAAUAAUUCUGGAAUCUAGUUAUGUUGGUCUGCCUUUAGAGAUUUGUGGACUUGCCUGGCUUUAUGCCCUGAAAGCACAGAUGAGUGUGCAUUUAAGACAUUAGAAGGUUAUGAUCCUGACUAUCACAAUGGUGUCUUAAUACACAUAACUACUUGGAAUGUAAUCUGCCCUCUUGCGUACAUGACUACCUUGUAUAUAUACAGGUGAAACUCGGAAAAUGAGAAUAUUGUGGAAAAGUUCAUUUAUUUCAGUAAUUCAACUUAAAAGGUGAAACUAAUAUAUGGGAUAGAUUCAUGACAUACAAAGCGAGAUAUGUCAAGCCUUUAUUUGUUAUAAUUGUGAUGUUUAUGGCAUACAGCUGAUGAAAACCCCAAAUUAACAAUCUCAGAAAAUUAGAAUAUUAAAUGAAAUCAGCCUGGACUUAAUGAAGCACAGUGGACCAACACCAGCUGAUGACAUGGCUCCCCAAAUCAACACAGACUGUGAAAACUUCACAUUGGACCUCAAGCAUCUGGCAUUGUGUGCCUCCCCAUUCUUCCUCCAGACUCUGGGUCCUUGGUUUCCAAAUGAGAUGCAAAAGCUGCUCUCAUCAGAAAAGAGAUUUAGGGAGCCAUGUCAUCUGCUGGUGUUGGUCCACUGUGCUUCAUUAAGUCCAGGGUCAACGUAGCCGUCUACCAGGAGAUUUUGGAGCACUUCGUGGUUCCUUCCGCAGACGAGCUUUAUGGGGAUGCUGAUUUCAUUUCCCAGCAGGACUUUGUCACCUGCCCACACUGCCAAAAGUAGCAAAACCUGGUUCAAUGCCCAUGGGAUUACUGUGCUUGAUUGGCCAGCAAACUCGCCUGACCUGAACCCCAUAGAAAAUCUAUGGGGCAUUGCCAAGAGAAAGAUGAGAGACAUGAGACCGAGCAAUGCAGAAGAGCUGAAGGCUGCUAUUGAAGCUUCCUGGUCUUCCAUAACACCUCAGCAGUGCCACAGGCUGAUAGCAUCCAUGCCACGCCACAUUGAGGCAGUAAUUGAUGCAAAAGGGGCCCAAACCAAGUACUGAGUACAUGUGCAUGCUUCUACUUCUCAGAGGUCCAGUAUUGCUCUAUUUGCAGUCCUUGUUUUGCUGAUUUCAUUUAAUAUUCUAAUUUUCUGAGAUUGUUAAUUUGGGGUUUUCAUCAGCUGUACGCCAUAAACAUCACAAUUAUAACAAAUAAAGGCUUGACAUAUCUCACUUUGCAUGUCAUGAAUCUAUCUCAUAUAUUAGUUUCACCUUUUAAGUUGAAUUACUGAAAUAAAUGAAUUUUUCCACAAUAUUCUAAUUUUCUGAGUUUCACCUGUAGAAAAGCAGUACAAAUGACUUCUAAAUCUUGCAGACACAAUUUAUUGAGCAGUUGUAGGUUGAGUAGGUGCUCGCUUUAGCAGCCUUUUCAUAGAAUCCCCAGACCAGCAAAGUAAAUAUAGAAGUGUAGAAUAAUUUCUGGUUUUUCUAUGAUCCUUUCAGUAUAGAACUAUGAAACAUCUGACUAAAACAAACAGCACAAACUUUUUUGGAGGGACGGGAUGGCAAUAGCUUUCUAGUGGAGUGUAAGGCAACAUCUUGUUCUUUAUCUUCUUUAACAUUACUGUAACAGCAAAGUUACUCCUUAUAGAAACAAUGUUUCUUUAAUAUGGCAACUUGUUAUGCUUUCCUUGCACUGAUGAAAAGCAGGUUGUCUCCUUUUUCAACUUAAAAGGCAGAAUAUACAUGUGAGAAAACGAACAGUUUCUUAUAGGAAGUAUAUCAUGGAAAACAUUUCUUGAAGGGAAUUUGACUGUAGCAAUGGAUAAUUUCAGUAUCCAUUAAUUUUAUUCCUCGGUUAAUGGGUACUUUCGUUUCUUACCAAUUGCAGCUACCACUAGCAGUGUCUAAUCUACCGUACAGACUUUCAUGGAUGUUUAACAUCAGUAGACACACAUAUCAGAGGUUGUGAAUGUUUUGUUUUGUACUAGGCCUGUUUUAAUUGUACUUGUACAGAGUGGUGGUACUUAGUUGACGUGAUCCUUAAUUGUUGGAAAGGCCUCUAAUGAAUUGUAUCUGAUGCUGCCACAUCUUGUAACCUCCAGGCCUGGAUUAUGAACCCUGGUUUAUAGUGCUCGCUUUUUAAUAAGAGGAUGAUCAUUACAGUCACUGCAUUCUUUUUUAGCUCAUGGUUGAAUAUGAGUGAGAGAAGAACUCAAAUCUUCCUCCUUCCCUUCCAACCGCCAUCCAUACCUUUUUCUGCACCUAUCCAUUCACUUGACGGUGGUGGCUGCUGCAGCAGUAGCAAAGGAAGAUCUAUCUCUUCCUGCUCCUCCAGUGACACUGGUGUCAUGCUGUACCAGUAAACUAUGUACCAGCACUUGUAUAAAGUGGAUAUACAGCUUACCUUCUGCUGGAAAAAUGAGGGAAGCUGAGGAUGAUGUGACCUCAUCACAACCUCAAUGCAAUCAUCACAAGUUCAACUUAUAAUUACUCCUGAAAUAUGUGAAGCCACUUCUCAAUUUUUAAGGAAGUGGGAGAGAAGAGGAAGAAAAAGUUCAGUUCCCCAGGCCUAUAAAGAGUUGGGGUGGGGUGGGGAUGUGUUAAAAUUCUUGCCAUGGUAGUUACAGUUAGGGGGACAGCAUGCUCCUAAUUCACAUGUUUCAUCUCAUGAUUUUGGCUGACCAGAUUUCAGGAUGUAACAGCUGUGUAUACAGGUAUACAUAAAUUCAGAGUGGGAAGAGCAUGCAGCGAAUUCUAACACAUACAGCCUUCUCCCCAAGACUGGAAUUAGGGGUAACCUCCCCAAUUUUUCAUAUCCAUUGUGUCAUCUGCCCUCUUCUCAGAGACGGCCUUAUACGCAGCACUGAUCAUCUGGUCUUUGUGCCAGUUAGAAAGCUACUUACUAUUGCAGUCAAUUUUCAAGCGGUAAAAAAGAGGAGAAAAGAUUUUGAAAUUAAGCACUCAACAAAAUUUUAAUGAAUAAUCAUGCUAGGCAUUGGGGCAGCUCUACCAGAAAGGAGGGCAGUGGAGGUAUAUGUGUCAGUGCAGAAAUGAAGAUGGGGGAAAACUCUCCCCACCAUAAAACUUCUUGUGUAUCUGUGUAUGUAUUCGUGUAGCCAAAUUUCAAUAGAAUAUAUUCAUAUUGUGCCAUGUUUAUGUUAUGUUAAAACAAGUUUUUUCUUUUUGUCUCUAGGACAAAAUGUUUCAUUUCUGGGUAAAUACAUUCUUCAUACCAGGACCAGAAGAAAAUUCUGACAAAGUAGAAAACGGAAGUCUUCUUGGAGAUCAGGAACUUGAUGGGAUUUUCAGUACAGAGCGUUCAGAUAACGAUAAGGAAUAUCUAAUACUUACACUAACAAAAAAUGAUUUGGACAAGGCAAAUAAAGACAAGGCAAAUCGUUACUUUUCUCCAAACUUUAAGGUAGGUAUAUUCAAAGGCAUCAAAGAAACUUGAAGUGUACUCAGAGAGAUUGAAAGUAUGCCAUGCAUAGUAAAUCCGGGGUCUUAUUGUACAGUGGUACCUCUGGUUAUGAACUUAAUUUGUUGCGGAGGUCCGUUCUUAACCUGAAACCGUUCUUAACAUGAGGCGCGCUUUCGCUAAUGGGGUUUUCUGCUGCUGCCGCACGACUUCCGCUCACAUCUUGGGGCAAAGUUCACAACCAGGAGCAUCUAAUUCUGGGUGAGCGGAGCUCGUUACCCGAAGCGUUCGUAAGGAAGACGGUACACACCCCAAGGUUCCACUGUAUACCUUAAGGGUAAAUGUGUAACAACCCAGCAAUGAAUUUAUUUAUUUAAAAUACUUUUAGCCCACUCUUCAUCACAAGUGAUCCCAGGAUAUGGUACAAAAACACAACUUAAAAAUAACAUCCACCUGCCCAAUAAAUAUAAAAUGAGAGUGGCAGCUUCAGAAUCAGUAUCAUAAGAUUUCCAGCGGACUGCACUGCUUCCGGGUCAUCUUCCAGGGCACCCCUAUGUAAAGCAUAUUAUAGUAAUCUAACUGGGAGUUACUAGAGCAUUACCUCUGAAUAUCAAUAACAGGAAGAUGUUCAAAUUUGAGAGAAUUUUGUGUUAAACUGUUUUAUUUGUAUGUUAAAACUACUAUUACACUGAUUUGUUUUCCUCUUUCAUUUGUGUUCUCCGUACCUGCAUACAAAUACAGCAAGAGCUGAUUUUGGCAGAACCCAAGCUGAAUUCUGUUAAUUGAUGUUUGGACUAUAGUAUGUGAGGGGGAAAAAUAGCUUCCUUUUACAGUUCUAUUUCAGAAGCACACAUUUAAUAAGUACCGUAUUUUUUGCUCUAUAAGACUCACUUUUUCCCUCCCAAAAAGUAAGGGGAAAUGUGUGUGCGUCUUAUGAAGUGAAUGCAGGCUGCGCAGCUAUCCCAGAAGCCAGAACAGCAAGAGGGAUUGCUGCUUUCACUGCGUAGCAAUCCCUCUUGCUGUUCUGGCUUCUGAGAUUCAGAAUAUUUUUUUUCUUGUUUUCCUCCUCCAAAAACUAGGUGCGUCUUGUGGUCUGGUGCGUCUUAUAGAGCGAAAAAUACGGUACUUUGUUAGGCUUUUCUUAAGGUUUCCGGGAUCUUGCUAAAAUCUUUUGAUAGAGUAGUUAGUGACCAGAUCCUGAGUAGAAUAACUGUUAGAAUAACUACGAAGAAGCUAAAAAUAUGGGGCUUUGCCAUAUUAAUAGAAGAUUGAAUCAGUCACUCUAGAAGAAAUGAAAAAUGUAAGAUACUAAUAAGCCUUGAAAUUACUGGUGCUGCCUUAAAGAUCCCCAGUUAAUCACAUAAAGUACUUGCUAUUUGGGUUUCUGUCUAGUGUUAAUGCCUAGGUUGUGAUAAUAUUCUGCAUUCACUUUUCUCGUUCAUAACAGUGCUGUGCACAGAUGACCACACAAAGAACUACAGAUGCAGGGAGCAACCUAUUCCUUCUUUUCCAAGCAAAUAUGGACUGAUAUCUUUUGUCUUUUUUUCUAGGUGAAGCUAUUUUUCACAAAAACAGUAGAAGAGCCAUCAAACCCAGAGGCUAGCAGCUCAACUUCAGUAACACCGGAUGUUAGUGAUAAUGAACCUGAUCAUUAUAGGUAUUCUGACACCACUGACUCUGAUCCAGAGAAUGAACCUUUUGACGAAGAUCAGCAUACGCAAAUUACAAAAGUCUGAAUAUUUUUUUUAUUUGGGAAAAAAUACCACAAAGAAGAAAACUUGAAUAAACUGAAUUAUGGACCUUUUGAAAUGGCAAUAGGACAUUGUGUCACAAUUAUCAGUUGUAGGAACAGUUCUUUUCCUGACCAAUCUCAUUUUGCCCUAUGAAGUCUCUGGGCUUGACACUUCUUGUCCAGUUGAAAAAAAAGGUUACGUAGCUAUGUUGUGUAUAUACCUUUUCGUGUCAAGAGAACAUUUAAACUUCAAUUAGGAAAACACAAAGAUGGCACUUUCCCAUUUGAUUCCAGUUUUAUAAAAGUGGAGACAGAUCUGAUGUGUAUACGUAGGGAAUUUUCCUUUUGUGUUCUGUCACCAAUUGAAGUGGCUGUAAAGCUCUUUCUAAUACACAGGUUCACAUCCUGCCCCUUUCUUUGCACUUAUGUGGCAACAGAUAAGUCUGCAGUUGGCUUGGAGAAGUAACGGGUUUUACUACAUUCAAAUGCAUGUAAUAUGGGUAGGAGAGUGGAAAGAGAAGCUCAGAAAGGAUUGUUUUGUGCUGGACCCUGGACUGUGUACCAUUUCCAGCUUACUUACAUGCACCUCUUUAGCAUGCUACAGUAAUAAAUCCUGGACAUUUGAGGAAUCGCCGCUGUCACUGCUUGUUUGUGCAUUUUAUUUUUUUUAAAGCAUAAUGGUGCUAGAAAAGGCAGCUAGAGGGAGUGGUUCUGUAUUAGGGGUACAGGAAUGAACCUUCUACAGCAUCUUAAAAGAUCUACAAAUGAAGGGAUAUGAAAAUUUGGUUACAUGUGAGACACCGUAACAAUGACUUAACCAUACAAAUGUGGAGGCUGUCUACCAGAAAUGGGCUUACACAGUUGUUUGUGUGUUAUAGUUGCCAUGCCCCCAGCUGUGGAUGAUAAAUGUUGAAGUAAUAUUUUUUCUAAAAAAAGAAAAUAAAAAAAAUCCUUGUCUUUCAAACAUUUGGAACUGCUAUUUCGAAUUUCAUGGUGUAAAAUCCCAUUGGUUUAUUGGAGUUAAACUUGUUUAUUAUUGUCCCAUUUGAGUAAAAGAAUUUGGAAUAAUCCAUUUUUCCUAGUCCGUUAGCAUUGAUAACAAGGGUAUAUAUGGUAACUAGUCAAGGCAGAACUCAGGCUGAAUACCGAACAAAGGGGCAGCAUGCUGCUUCAACAUUCAUUGGUAAAUUUGCUCCCUUUUCUAAUCUGUGUAGUUGCGUGCCUAUAACUUCAUAUUAUUUUUAGUGGAACUUGCGUGUAACUGCACAGGAUCACAGCUUCCAUCUAUUACGUAAACUUUUUUCAAAGCUAAUGUUCAGAUUUCCUCAGAUUCGAUCCAGUUCUACAAUACCAUAGAUGGACCUUAUUGGCGAGAGGUGACAACCGUGUCACCGUUGACUUUCUCCUGCAACUUACGUUGAGCCUGAUUUAUGUUAAGACAAUUUGAAAGCCACAUUAGCCAACUAAAAAGUUUGUGCUUUAAAAUGUUUGGAUGUUGACAGUGUUCGGUGUCUUGUACAGUUCUACUGUGUAACAUGGGAGGGUCAGAUUGGAAAUAUUUCAGUGGCCUUUUGCACUGUUCUUCCUUUGGAAUGUGAAGGUCUGAAUGAGGGUUUGGAUUUUGAAUGUGUCAGUGGUUCUGAGAAGCCUUGCUUACGUUUUUAUGGUAUAGUCAUUGGAAAAGGAAAAUGGUAUUAUAUAUAUAUUAUAUAUAUAAUAUAUAUUAUGCAUACUCUCCUAUACUUUAUUUCAGCUACCAUCCCCAUAGAACAUGGCAAGAAUUACUAUGACUGAAAGGUUUGAGUCCUAAUUAAAACUUUAUUUAUGACAGUAUUCAUCAUUUAGCUUGAAAAUGCAUUCUUGUAGGUAAUUUCUUGAGUUUCUGGACUGUGUGCUUAAAUUCUUGGAUGUGCAGCAGCUUACAUGUCUGAAAUUACUUGAAGGCAUCACUUUGACAGGAGCUUACUCUUAGGCCCUGUGCCAUCCCUCAUCAUCUGUAGCCCCAUUUAAAAUAGUUUGUCACAGUAGUUAAAGGGCAGUUGUAUAAAAUAGCACCAAGGUUAUAUGCUGUGGCACAAAUUGUAAACUGAAGGGAUGUUUACAUGCAGCAUCAGUUGUUUUCAGCUUUAAGGAAAAAGAGUUUGGGGUGCCAGUGUGCAGUUCCAUGUUUAAAAUUCUAGCAAACGUGCAAUAUGUUAACGAUGCCUGUGGUUGCCACAAAGUGCCUCGUUUACCUUUUUAAAAUACUGUUAAAAUGUGUCAUGCAUGCAGAUGGAAGGGGUGGAACUGUGCACUAAAAGGAGGCUUUAACUGCAAUGUUUGGUAGAGCUGCCUCUUUACUCCGCCAGUUCAAAAUUCUCAGUCUGUUUUCAUAUAGAAUAUUAUAUAUAUAUACAUAUAUAUAUACACUAAGAAAAAAAGUCUGUUAAGCAGCCUUAUUCUGAUUCAGCCUCUUCAGAUACUAUUGUGCUGUGCAACAGUGGCUCUGUGUGUAAUGCUAUGCACCGAGGAUACACAAAACAAGAAAAUGACAUGUACAGGAUAAUGUCUCAUACAAAUCAGAUGUCCGUUUGUUAUUGUGUUUAACAGCCCUUUAUCGUAGUGUUAAAACUCCACUUAAAACUGAUUAAAGUCUCAUUCUUGUCACUGUGUUGGGUGUAUUAUUAUAUGGAAG